GGCGAGAGCAGCGCGAUGAGAGGCUGCGAGCUGCAGGUGCAGGCAGGGCUGGCAGCGCGCUCUCGCACGGCGGCGUGGCGGGCAUAGAGCACCUCGGCGGGCAGCCGUAGCAGAGCCCCCCGCCAGCCCGAGACCCCCGGAGGAUCGGGUCUCCCCGCGCAGCAGGGGCUGAAGCAGACCAUGUCGGUGGCGACCGGGGGCAGCGAGCCGGGGCCCGCCGCCACCGGAGGAGGCGGAGGGAACCGCGUUUUCUUCCAGAGCGGCGGCGGCUCGUCCCGGGAAGAGUCGGUGGCCCCGUCGGCGGCGGUGGUGCAAGUUCAGCAGCAGCAGCGGCGCCACCAGCAGGGCAAAGUGACGGUCAAAUACGAUCGCAAGGAGCUGCGGAAAAGGCUCGUGCUGGAGGAGUGGAUCGUGGAGCAGCUCGGGCAACUCUACGGCUGCGAGGUACUCCUGGCUGGGGAACUGAUCCCGGGAGGGAGGGAGCCUUCGGGGUGAUCGGGGCCCGGAUCCGAAAGGCAGGAGGGAAGGGCGCCCCGUCGAGGCCCCCAGACACACCCCACAGCCCUCCGCGGCUCCCGGCUGGCCGGAGCGCCCAGCAAGUAGGAGCCACAAGUACUUUAAAUCCGCUCUCCCCGCCUCGGGAAGCGGCAUCCUGGCGAGCAGGGAGCCUGAGCAACUCGCUGCCUCUCCAGCGCCUUCUACAAAACCGCUUUCCUGAUUUGAUCGCAUUUUUUUUUAAUUAACCUGCAUGCCAUUUUUAAUCCUCUCAUUUGCAUAUUGGGGAUUCCUUUUCAUCACGGUCGUUUUAUAAAUUGCACCGGAGUGUGAAGAUCUCCCUGGCUGAGGAAAACGCCGGGAAUGUGUGUGUGUGUGAAUCUGAAUGAAGCCACCUCUAAAUGACAUUCCCGUGUUCUGUCUCCCCUUCAGCUUCGCCCUCUUAAGGGUGUGUGUGUGUGUGUGUGUGUGUGUGUGAGAGAGAGAGAGAGAGAGAGAAGCUAUGCAAGAUUCCCACUUCCCACAACCAAAUAAAAGGGCACGUUGUUGCCCCUUAAAACAAAUCCGUGUCUAUUUUGCCAUAGGUGUGCUGAGUGGGGGGUUCUGGGUGUUCCUGCAUGCGGCGCUUCUCCUCGGGAUCAUGUGAUGCUCAUUACCCUCCGCGCUUCUGCCUACAGCGGCUUAGCUCAAAUCCUCGGCCGGCAACGCGGAGGAGCGCGCUCACUUCUAUGAAUGGUUUAUUUGCCUCUUCCUUGGCUCAAAACCCCACCAGCCUGCUAUACCACGUACUGUUGAUAAUGAUAUUCAUUAGUGUACGCGGAGCUGUCGGUUUGCUAACCUCUCAGUGUGAUCUCAGAUCGCAGGUUUAAAGUGCAAAGAGAUGGAAACUGUUUUAAUAUCUGAGGCCAGCCUUAAUUUGUUAGGCUAAGUGGGCUCUCCGCUUUCGGAUAAUGCGUAAAAUGGGGAGGACAUCGCAACCAGUGAGUGCUUCUGUCAGCCUUGCAUACUAACUAGAGGUCGUAUGUUACUAGAUGUUUCUGUAAGGAGAGGAGCAUGGGAGGUGGGGUGGAGUGAUUAGAUAUAUUUUUAAAUCGUGAGUGUUGCCUACCUUAAUCUUGUCUGUGGUCAACUUAGUGCCAGAGAGAGAGAAAAUAGAUCAGUGUCUUUGGGGGUUCAUUGCAACGGAGUUGGCAGUCCUUUUCUCCUACAGAGACUGUUUCAUGUUGGAGUUCGGUGGAAUGUGUCCAGGCUUGUGCUUGAACAUGUUAAAUAAGAACGUUGCUUAUUCCUUUACUUACAUGUUGGGAAUUUUCCUGGUGAAAGAACAGUGAGUGACAGUUCAGUAUGUAUAAUGGGGAAAGCAAGAAUCAGCUUUCCUCGGGGAUGAUGAGUUGUCCCUAAGGACAGGUUAGCAAAUAGUGUCUUGCACAAUUUAUAUUUGAUUGGAAGAAUGAAUGCUUGAUUUCUAGCAGGAUUGAAUUGCUUUUGGACUUGCAUUCUUUUGAUUUUGCUAUGAUAGUUAGCUUCUGUUCAAAUAGCAAAUUGGAGAAAGAGAGGUUGUGUUAUUUCCGACUAUAAAUUUCUUAAAGAAUUAAAUGAGUACUGUAACUAUAUUACUUUCAGGACAUAUCUGAAGGCAGCCCUGUAUAGGGAAGCUUUUUAAGGUUUAAUGUUUUACAAUGUCUUUAUAUAUGCUGGAAGCCACCCAGAAUGGCUGGGGCAACACAGUCAGAUGGGGGGGGGAGUACAAAUAAUAAAUUAUUAGUAUUAUUACUAUAAAUAACAGCUGGGAAGGGGGUUAUGAUUUAGAUCAAAACCUUGGUUGUUUGGGAAAUGGAGACUUGCAACUCUGCACUAUUUUCCCAAUGAAAAUUAUCCCCCACUCUCAAGCUGCUAUUUCCCCAAUACCUUGUCAAGGGGGACACAGGUAUCAUACCUGUAAUAUUGUCCUUUGAAACAAAGAAGCUUAUGGUUGAUUGCAAUUGGGAUUAAUGGUUCCAAGGUGGGGCAAAAAAAGCCAAAACUCCUUUCCUCAUCCCACCCUGACCCCCAUGGUCCAGAUUCAAUUCUCUUUUCCUCUCCCAAAUUUGUGUGCUGUUCAGUUGUUGUUGCUUUCAGCAAUUUCAGAAAUUGACUAUUUACAGACCUCCCACAUCUAGUUCUAGUGAUGACCUUGGAAGUCUAGUUGUCAUUGAGGUGGCAAACCUGAAUCUCUGCUGAAGUAUUUCAAACUCAGGGUGAGAGCUCAUUGAAUGUAACUCCAUACAAAAAUCCUGUGGAAUUAGAAAACUUAAGUUAGGGCAAAGGGUGGUAGCCUAGUCAACUCACUGACAUGCUAGUGUUUUGUAGCAGCUUAUCUCCCUGCUGCAAUGCUCCAUGUGCACACACUUAAAGACCCCCCCUUUUUUGUCUCACUGAGGGCCAAAGUGGAGGUAGUCGUGAUUGUUCACACAUUCAGCAUAUUAAUGGAUAAAGGUCUACUUUUGUCACAAAAAGAAGUAUGCUGGGAAAGAGACUUGAACUCUUUACACUUUGCCUCACAAGUUUCAGGCACUUCCCUGCCUGUUUCACUCCAGUACAUGAGGUGAACUUGGCUGGAGAGAGCAGUCAUUGAAUGGGAGAAGGGUAAGACAUUGGGGGAGGUUCAGAAUUGGACACCUCCCCUCCCUGCUUAAUAUGUGAAUGAAUUAAGCAGAAGAGCCUUGUUGGAUCAGGCUGAAGGCCCAUCUAGUCCAGCAUCAUGCUCUCACAGAAGCCUGCAGGCAGCACCUGAGGGCAAUACAGUGGUACCUUGGGUUACAGACGCUUCAGGUUACAGAUGCUUCAGGUUACAGACUCCGCUAACCCAGAAAUAGUACCUCGGGUUAAGAACUUUGCUUCAGGAUGAGAACAGAAAUCGUGCAGCAGUGUCAGCAGGAGGCCCCAUUAGCUAAAGUGGUGCUGCAGGUUAAGAACAGUUUCAGGUUAAGAACAGACCUCCAGAACGAAUUAGGUUCUUAACCCAAGGUACCACUUUAUUGCUUUCUCUACUUGUGAUCCCCCAGCAACUGGCAUUCAGAGGCAAGCUGCCUCUAACAGCGGAGGUGGAACAUAGUCAUUGUGUCCAUUGUAACCAAUGAUGGUCCUCCAUUAUGGCACUCCACAUGUAGCUACUUCUAUAGCAUCUAGAAAUAGGCCAGAAAAAGCAUUUGGGAUGAAUUCUCCUCUGUUUUAUGUUCUAAUGGCUUCUUGGGCAUCUAGCCUAACUGAAAGCUAGUAAAGAAUUAAGAACCUGAGGGCAGGCUUCAUUAGUUUCUUGCAGCACACAUCAAAGGAAAAUGUCUAAAUAUUAAUGCAGUGUAGAAUAUACAUCUUCCAUUGUUUUAAGUGAAGUGUACUGUCGUAGCUGGAAGAAGCUUUGUCAGUAAAUUGUGCCAAUUUAGAUCUUGUUCUGAUGGUUUUGUCUUAUUGGGUGGAGCUGCAUAGUGCAACACUUGCACAGCUUGUCAGGGGCGUUAUUCUAUACAGCUUUAGUUGAGUUAGGUAUGGUGUUCAGUGCUUUGGCAAGACUGGUCAAGGAAUCACCUGAAGUCUGCAAGAUGUGAAUGUGAAAUGUUGCCGUGUCCUUGCCUUCUAACUUGAGUGCUUCUGUUCAAAGUGCCAGCCAGCCUCAAUGAUAUGGAAGGUUCAAGUGGGAGAAUUCAUGUCUUCCUGCCCCACCUUCCACUAAAGACUCUGUGGCUCUUGGGGGAGACAUUGAGUGUUGCUCAUUCCUCCUUUGAUCGUUUUUGGAAAGUGUGUUUAGCCCCUUUAGGUGCAUCAAGGCAAGUGGUAAUUUUACUGACCGUUCGGGUUAAAAUAAGAAAAGUAAAAUAUAAAUACAGUAUAUAAUUAGUGCAUAAGCAUAAUUAAUUUCAGAGACAGGAAAUGACUUUGGAUUCAUACAUGUGUUAGGUAUAAUUAUUGUAAAAUAAAUGGUUAAUGAAGCUGCAAGUUCUUAUGCCUACAGGAAAGCAAAUCCUCAGACAGAUUCUGAUGAUUAAAUGUUCAAGCCAGAAACUUGUUCUGAUUUCUUCUUCUUGCCAUUCUCAUUGGGGGGGGGGGGAGAUUGUAAAAACCUAUUCUAUUCCAGAUAAUACUUUCAGCAAGAAAGGUAGCAUUAAAGUUGUGCACUUUUAACAUGUUGGUGCUUAAUAAGCAAGUUCUUUAAUCUGAAAAGUUCACGUGUGUUAUUGGCAAUAACACACAUUUGAAUAUUUGGAGCCUCUGAAAGGAUGAGGCUAGAAAAGUAUGCUAGAAAAACCUUGUUGAUACUUGUAAGAUCAGCUUGACUAGUCCUCUCUUGGAUCAAAAGUGAAUACUAUACAUUUGCUAGAAUCUGAUAUGCCUCAGGCUUGCAUUGCUGGAAUUGGUUUGGCCCAGCUCAGCUCCAUGCAGGCACUGGCACCCACAGAUCAUGAGAUGGUACAUGGGAGAAUGUGUGAACGGGUGAGCAUUCCGGUGUAAGAGUUCUUCACUUUGUCCCAGGUUAAAGGUAAAGGGACCCCUGACUGUUAGGUCCAGUCGUGGCCGACUCUGGGGUUGUGGCACUCAUCUCACUUUAUGGGCCGAGGGAGCCGGCGUACAGCUUCCGGGUCAUGUGGCCAGCAUGACUAAGCCACUUCUGGCGAACUAGAGCAGCGCAUGGAAACGCCAUUUACCUUCCCGCCAGAGCGGUACCUAUUUAUUGACUUGUACUUUGACGCACUUUUGAACUGCUAGGUUGGCAGGAGCAGGGACUGAGCAAUGGGAGCUCACCCCGUCGCGGGGAUUCGAACCGCCGACCUUCUGAUCAGCAAGCCCUAGGCUCUGUGGUAUAACCCACAGCACCACCUGCGUCCCUUUGUCCCAGGUUAGGCAGAACUAAAUGUUAAGCUUACAGAUCAUAGCCAUGGUAGCUGGUUUAUAACACUGCGAAGGCUUUAUCCAGGCAUUGGCAAACUCGGCCCUCCAGAUGUUUUGGGACUACAACUCCCAUCAUCCCUAGCUAACAGGACCACAGGUCAGGGAUGAUGGGAGUUGUAGUCCCAAAACAUCUGGAGGGCCGAGUUUGCCUAUGCCUGGCUUUAUCAGAUGGAAAAUCCAUAAUGGCCUGUUGUAUGAUCUGCCUUAUCUACACACAUCAAAAUACUUGUGGUGUUAUUUUGGUACUUGAAUAUCUUUAUUAACCUUAAAUGCUUUUGGACUUAUUUUAGAUAUAGCUUCCCUGGUAUGCCACUUCUCCUAGCUGACUUCAAGGGCAGAUGUGGUGGUGGAUGCAGAUGACUAAGUUUUCAUUAGUAACUAAGUCCAAAAAAGCCUCAAUUGAACUACCUUUUUUGUGGAACUGGACACUUCCACAAAAAAGGGAAAGCAUUAUUCAGUGCUGGGAAAUUCAAAUCCCCAGUACCGCUAAGACUUUUUUGGGUACCAAGGAUGCUAGGGUGAUGUAGUAAACUGGCUGGACAUUAUGCAGUGUCUACAUUUGGGGGAAGGCUUGUGUGUGCAUGAGAGGAGGAUAAGGGCUCUUGUGCAAGGAUCUAAGCCCACAUGGUAGCGAUUGUUGAAGACCCUGUGCUGCGCCUCUGCAUAUUAAGCUUCACUUGCAUAUGUUUUUGAGGGAUCUCUUCACUUUCUUUCUAGCAACUUCAACAGCAUAGAGAUGCAGACCAGUGCUCAACAAGAAGCCAAGUUCACACUGUUCUAUAGCUUGUCAUAACCCUUGCCUAAAGCAGUAGCCUUUGCUCUGAUGCGGAGUUGCUGGCUGGAUCAGUGGCAGAUCUGUGGACUCAGAACAGCAACCUAGGCCCCAACACUGAUGGCCAGCCCAAUCAUUAGUCCAGUGGCACUGGAGGACAACCCAGGUCCCAGCAUCAUGACCAAGCCUGAGCCCCACAGAUCAGGAGCAGUGAAACAUGAGACUUCCCACCCCCACAGGUCUCGGGAGUUUGUACUCUCUAAGCAUGCAUCUCCUGAGUAACCACCCCCCAAGAUCCGGAGGGACCCACAUCCCCACAUCCCCAAAUCACUUUGUCAAUUCAGGGAGCACACCUGGAUGGACUUCUCAGAAGGGCUCUAAACCAGAGGCAAAACAUUCCUUCUGGUCUCAAGAUGCAGACAACAGCUAGUAUCUCAUAGAAACCACUUGUGGCCACGUUAAAGCAGUUUCCUAGAACAAUUGUUCCUGGUGGCCGCAUCUGGCCCUAUUUGAGAAACGGUGGCUUAGACAAGAUAAAUGCACUGCAUUGCAAAGCAAGGCUGAUGACUAAUGUUGCGACUGGCUAACUUUGCCCUCCAGAAUCUUAAGUGCAGGUCAUUCCUCUUAAUAGAUUGUAGUGGGUCUGUGGAUCACUCACGCAACACGGCUCCUAGAAGCUGCAAUUUUAAUAAGGUUUAGUUUACGACAAAGUAGUUUGCAAUAAAGCUUGCAAACAAAGUGAUGUUUAAAGCUAUAAAUAUUUUCUGACUUGACUCUUCAGAGAAUGGAUCAUAUCUGGAAAGUGUUGGGUAAAGACUUUAAAAGCAUUCUUUAUGGUGCCUGUUACUUUAAAAAUCUUGAAACCUGAUGUGAGUGAGAUGAUGAUCUAUAUUUAGAACAUAAAUAAAUCAUUAUUCAGGGAACCCUUGUCUUUUCUAUUUUUAAAGUAAUGGAUAUGGUAAAACAGAAGGAAGUGAUUUCAGGAUGGCUAGUUACUACAGUAAGAAUGCAACUUAAUUACUACAGGAAAAGGAAAAUGUUCAGUUCAGUGUGUAUAUGCCCCCGUCUGAUCAAAAGAAUCUUGAAACAUGAUGAGGUUCAUUUCUAAGCCAAGUCCCAAACACAAUAGUGUGUGUGUGUAUGUGUGUUAAACAGGGUCACAUCAGAAUACAUAUCAGCCUGUUUGUUCCAGGGACUCUAAAUGGAUUGGCUUGAUAGAAAAAAGCAAUCUAUACUUCAUACAUUCAUCAUUGUCUAGCAUAUUGAGGUGGGAUUAAUAUACAAUAAGAGUGUUCAUUUUGUAGCUAAUAAAAGUGGAAUAUUGAAGCCGCUACAGGAGAACUGUGUUGUUCAGCCUGCUAGCCAAAGCAUCAUGGUGAAUUAUAUUUGGGGCACUACUUUGCUGCUCUUGGAGCAUUUGGCUCCUUGCUCUGGAGAUGAUGGUGUGGAAGAAGGGCUCAUGGGUAAAGUCAUUGUUGAUAGUAUGGAGCUAGAAUGGACCAAUGGUCUGACAGUUAUGGCAGCCCCUGAAGGUGCACUUUUACUGCUGCUUUGGAAAGUGACACCGCUUGUCACAUUUUCCCCUCUGGGCAGCCCAUCUCUACCACGAUGCCAUCCUUUGUGGAACUGUCAAAAUGCCACAUGAAAUAUUUCAGGAGAAAUAUGCUUCUCUGUUUGAUUACUCAAUUGGGUUGAAAUUAUGCUUUAAUUGCUUUAUUUUAACCUGCUUUUAGGGUGCAUUCCUGAGGGCCAAAAAGUUGCACAUACAAUUUAUUUGAAAAUAAAUAAAAACCUCUUAUCCCUGAGGAAAUGAACUUGCAGUGGCUUAGAAGAUGGGCAGGACACCCACACUUCUAUCCAAGAUACGUAUUAUUUUUGUACAGAAGCUCCAAUAAGAAGACCUCUGCUGGAUCAGACCAGCAUUCUGCAUUCUCAUAGACCAACAAAUAAUAUUGCAUGCAGACGUGUAUGAAAAUAGGAGCUGCGCUACUCCGGAAAGUGUGCUCAUCAUCCUGUUAAGUACACAGUCUCCUCUUGAGGAGCAAACUCAGAAGGGCGUGUGACAACUUUUGUCAGUCGGAAGCAGAAUUAUUAAUUGCAGUAUUUAUCUCGCCCUUUCUCCAAGGUAGUGUAUAUCACACUCGCCUUCAUUUUGUCCUUGCCAAACUGUCCUGUGGGUAAGUUAGGCUGACAGAGCAUGACUGUCCCAAGGUUACCUAGUGAGCUUCCUGGCUGACUGGGGAUUGCUCAGCAGUCUAACCCCUACCCGCCUGUGCAGUGUACUGACCGACUGAGCAGCUAGGAUAUCACAAAGGAUCCUCCUACUGUUGAACAGUCUUGUGGCUUAUUCUAGAAAGCGGGGGAGUUGGACACCAGAUGAUAGUGCAAAUAAUUCUUUUUGAUAAAGGGAAAAAGGCACAGGGGAGAAGGGCAAAACUGACAAGGACAUCAUCUUUUGGGGUAGAGACAGGUAAGUGUGUCUUUUGAAGCAUGAAAGUUUGGAAGGCAUAUUCACAGGGGUUAAAAAACAAAAACCCACCUGUGUUGACCACUAUUCUUAUGUGCAGCUGUGUAUGCCCUACAUUUCACACCAUGGUGUGGGAUUUUGGUUUGACUGGGUGAUCUUUGGGAUUCUUUCCAACUCCAGAGCUCGAAUUUGUUGAUAGUCUUGGUAAAAUUGCCCAUUUCUUUCCCUUUGUUCAGGAGAUUAGCUGAUGGCUGUCAAUAGCAGGCUUUAGCAGUGACUAAGAAAAUAGCCCCAGACUAUUUGGAGAAGAGAACCAUGUCUGUCUUCCUCCUUUGCCUGGGGAUGUUGUUUUUAACUCUAUAUAUGAAGGCCUGGCAGUUUGGGAGAAAGGCAAAUGGGAGCUGAGUUGGUUUUGGAAGCAUUUUGAGGUGCUGGUUGUCCCUGAUGUGGCGCUGAACAUUGGAACGUGGUAGAGCAUUUUUAUCCCAUUUAUUUGUAUAUAAGCACAAAUAUUACAAAACACUGCUGGCCUCAUUCCACAGUAGACUCAAACUUGAGUAAGCACUACGCUCCUGAAGCUUCUAACCACCCAGAAAUUGGGGAGCUUGUAAUAACAUGAUUAGUUUCUUGGAUAAUUCAUUAUUUCACGUAGUGCUCUCGCAAAUUGUAUAUCUGUGUUGAUGACAAUUAACUUGCAGAAAUAUUGUAAACCCAGUUUCCAGUCGAAGUUGAGCACAUACUUGAUGAGCUCCUGGGAUAUAAAAGUGCUUCACUUUGAAUCUAACCUGGUUAGAACACAAGGUUGAAGGAUAGUGUCUUGGGGCCCCUCCAGAUAUCCUGUUUAUUGCACAUUCAUGAUGAUUUGUGCUUACAGUGCUACUGGAGUCAUUACGCGCAGUCCUGCUCUCAGUGCUAUUUGCACAUGCAAAGGUUUUGGGAUGGUCACACUUCUUCGUUUCCAAUCGGUGCAUAUUCUGUAACUUCCACUGAAAUCCCAUCUCUCUUUAUCAGGGCUUUUUUUAAGCUGGAACUUGCUGGAACUCAGUUCCGGCACCUCUCGGGUGAGCACCAGUGCCAUUAUAAGAGAACAAGGGAGGCCUUCAUAGUGAGUCUCAGCACCUCUUUUUCCAGGAAAAUAGCAUACCUCUUUAUACCACAAAAGCAAUUUUUCGGGCUGCUUUUGUUGCACCAUAGCCCCUCUGAACAGCAGCAAUGUGGUGGCACUGUGGAAGUAUUGCUGAGCAAGCUAAAGCAGGAUAAAUCCAGCACUAAUUCUCUAUUAUUGUGUCAAGAAGAUGUUGCAGGAUACGCAUGUAAUAAAACAGGUGGGGAGAGGCCCUUGAUUUAAAGACAUGAUACUGAAGUGGGUAGGGAAAUGUUUUGUUCAGGUGUUGGCAGUGGCGUAGCGUGGGGGGUGCAGCCGCACCGGGUGCAACAUCUGGGGGGGCGCGCUCGCGCUCGCACUCGCAGCUCUCUGCCCCUACCGAGUUAGGGGGCGCAAAUUACUUGCCUUGCCCCGGGUGCUGACAACCCACGCUACGCCACUGGGUGUUGGGAAUGUUUGGCUCUCCAGGUGUUGCUGAAAUACAACUCCCAUUAGCUCCAGUAAGCAUGACCAAUUGCCUGGGAUGAUGGGAAUGGGAGUUCAGCAAUAUCUGGAGGGUCAAAGGUUUCCCACACCUGGUUUUGUUGGGCAUGUGCUUCACCCAGUGGCGGAGCAAACCAAUUGGGUGGUGUGCGUCCGUGCCCUGCACCCAGGGGCGGAGCCAGCUGCCUGUGGGGGUAGGGCCAGCCACUUGCAGGGCGGAGCAAGCCAGGGCAGGACACUCUGCAGGGCCUCCGAGGAGUCUGCCUGCCUCCUCCCACUCAGCUGCCCUACAGCUGAGGGGGAGGCAGUGGGCGGACUGUUUGGGGCAGCACGGAGCCUGUGGGUGCCCAAGCCAUCAUGUCAAUCCCAGGAGAGACACAUGGCUUGGGCACGUUGCAGGCCCCGAGGUGAGUGCUGCCCUGCAUUUUGUCACUCCCCUCAGUGGUGACACCUGGGGAGCCCCGCCCCCACCACACCCCCCUUCCACCGCCCCUGGCAUCACCCACUUUAACGUAUUUUCAGAGUCUGUGCCAAAAUUGGAGUAAUUGGAGGGUCUCCUUGCACCCUCUUGCUAGUAAGAAAAGAAUAUUUUUUGGUGUACUGUUUCAAUACAUGAAAAGAGUUUAGUUGCAGAAACUAAAGUGAUUCUGAAUAGCGUAUUCUGAGUCAAUAGCAGACAAAUUGCCAUUUGUGCAGAUGUGUAGGCUUUUCUUACACCUACAUUCAGAAUCCAAAAAACUCACAAAUUUGACUGGAUACUACAGAUUCUGUCAUUCAACAUUUUGGAGGGCAAAGCUUUUUGUGACCAUUCAUGUAAGAUAAAGAAGGAGGCAGCUGUCCAAUUCAAAAGUAUAUGAUAGAAAAGUGAUUAUUGUAAAAAGCAUAUGAAUAUUCUUUAUCCAUUAUUUUUGUGUACUUUAUGCAGUAAGUAUUGUACUGAGCUGUUCUCAGUUGGCAAGGCAGGGAAGGGGUUAACUAAGCCAACAAACUUAAAGCCCCCUCAGGAGUGGAUACUCCUCCCAGUUUCAGGAAUUAUUUCCUGUCUGCUUCCUCAAAAGUAAUGUAAGGACAAGGGAAGCAGUAUGAAGGAAUGACAGUAAUUGUUUUAUGGGCUAGUAAGGGUAAAAAAAAUGUUGUCCAUACCUGGUUACCACAGUAUCUGAAAUGAACAGUUUUUGUUGAGAAAUUGUGCCCCAGAUUAAAUCCUAUUGACUUGUUUGGAACAAGUGCCUACUCUGAGGAUCAAACUGGUUUUUGCAGAACUCCAGGGUUGAGGCUCAGUGGCAGGGCGAGUGCUUUGCAUGUAGGUCCCCGAUUCAAUCCCCAGACUCUGAAAGACUAAAACCUGGAUAGUCACUGGCAGUCAGUGCAGACAAUACUGAGCUAGAUGGAUCAAUCGUCUGCCUCUGUGUAAGGCGGCUUUCUGUCUUCCAUCACUUUCUUAGCAGAUCAUCAUGCUGGGUCCUGGGUGUUUUUUUUGGUGUGCUGCUAAACCAGGAAUAGGCAAACUCCAGCCCUCCAGAUGUUUGGGACUACAAUUCCCAUCAUCCCUCACCACUGGUCCUGUUAGCUAGGGAUGAUGGGAGUUGUAGUCCCAAACAUCUAGAGGGCUGGAGUUUGCCUAUUCCUGUGCUAAACUGAUGAAAGUCUUCAAGAUGACAUCUUAAUACAUAUGCUGUGGCAAGAUCACGAUUAGAGAAGCCUUCAUUUCCCUGUUCAUACAGCAUCUGAGGGUGGCUCCAACAGUAAAGCUAUGGAUAUGUAUGUAACAUCUGGAAUUGGUGUCUGCCAUGUUAAAAAGCAAGUCAACAGCUCUUUAAGUGAAAACUGCCGAAAUCACCUGCAACCAGUCCUUAAGUGGCACUUCAUACUGAACAAAUUCCUCAACACUGCUGUUAUAGAUUGUGGUGAAAUCUGCUGAACUAGGUGUAGGUCUACUUCAAGUAGCAAGGUUCUCCAAGUUGACGGCAUUCUUCAGACUUGGAAGUGGCUGUCAAAGCUACUUAUUCCAUGAUUAAUAUUGGAUUGAGUUUAAAGCAUGUAUUUCCUCCUCUGGCAUUCGGAGCAUGGCAUGCAAGAAUGAGGCUAUGCAAACAGUAUAAAUGAGUGGCUGCAGUUGUUCCCUAGAUCAGAGGAGUAUUUCAGGCUUGAUCAGUCUCUAAUGAAAUUAUACUAUAUUGUAUAUUCUCCAUGUUGGGAAAGCUCCUUCAUAACACAUCAUCUUCUUCAGAAUACUUUCCCUGGGCUGCAAUCCACUCAUUCCAUUCUUCUCUUCUCUUCUCUUCAUGAUGACCCUUCACCUGCCAAUUGGGGUUACAGUCCAAGUUUGGGGAAAUUAAACCUUGGUGGAUUAUCUCUAUUUAAGCAAGGCCCAUCUUGUACCGGGGUAAAAAAUAAACAUAUACUAUGCAUAGCUAGUCUCAUCAGGCUCCAUAUAUAUAUAUAUAUAUAUCUGUUUUAAAAAAUGUACACACAUAAAUAAUAAAACAUAACAUGACUGACAAAAAAAUGGGUCACUAGGAGGGUAAAAUACUAAACAUAUUAUUUUACAGUGCAUAAUAAUGAGGUGAUGACAGUAAAGCAGUUCACUGAAUUCUUCCAUAAAUCAACUUGGAAAACACAGAAUGAUAUGCAACAGGCUACUUUCUGUAUGUAUAAGAGUAGAUUAGAGGAAAACUUGGGGAUUACAUUCCUGUACUCUCCAGCGAUGGGAAUCCUCCUCACUGCACAAUUGUCAUCCUCAUGGCAUAAUUUAGCCAGCAGAAGUCCUAAAGCGAUUUAUAGAAAUUACAUACACUAUAUCAUCAAAUAAUGAUUAAAACAAUUUAAUGGAGAACAAAUAUUCUGCAGUUUGUAUUGCAGUUUCAUCUUCAGUAUUUGGUAUGUAAUGAACCUGAACCACGAAAAUAUGAUAAUGCAAACAUUAAGAAAUCUAAACAUGGAAAUACACUUUUGGGGAACAUGUACACUAAAUAAUAAUAAUAAUAAUAAUAAUUUAUUAUUUGUACCCUGCCCAUCUGGCUGGGUUUCCCCAGCCACUCUGGGCGGCUUCCAUAGAAACAAAAAAUACAGUAAAAUAUCACAGAUUAAAAGCUUCCCUAAAGUUAUUCUCUAACAAGAUACAGGAUACCAACUCUUAUAAGAAAGAGAUGAGUUACAUAUUGUUGCUCACCACCCCAAUAUUUGAGCAGUGCAACAUUCAAAAGGGAUUCCGGGCAGUUACCCAGGGUUCUUUUUUCCUUCAGAAUGCGAUACAGCGGAGACCGUAGUGUCUUUAGGAUGUAUGGUUUAUUUUCACAUAUAUACAACCUGAACAUACAACAUCAACAUCAACAGCCCGAGAGGAUCUUGUUCUCCCAAAGCCCCAGCAUUGGAUUCAAGCAGAAAUCAUACAUCCCUCUGACUUUCUUUGACUUCCCAGUCUGCAGCCCCCCCCCCCCGCUUCUAGUGCACAUUACUCAACUCUCAGCUCUCAACUCUGCCUUUGUUCUUCUAGCUACCCAUGAGUUGAAUGAGGGGCCCCUUCCCGUUUGUCUUCUCAUGCAUAGCCCCUUCCUUUGUUCCCUUAAUGGCCCAUUACCUGGGCUAUCACCUCACCAGGCAUCUAUACCAUGAAUGAGAAGGGGAGCCAGGCAUUCUGCCUACUACUCCCCCGAACUCAAGACAAUGUCUUGCUUGCUACUUCUUAUAACAAACUAAGGUGUUUUGGCAUUACAAAUGUUGUGUUAGCAUAUCUUGAGAGCAGAUUUCAUUGAAGCUAAAGAGGCUUUCAAAUAAAGGCUUCAUGUGAUACUGUGAAAUGAACAUUUUCCUUUCAAGUGUUGUGUCUUCACAGGUUUAAUAGUGAAUCAACAUAGGCUGUAUGGCUAGAUGUUAAUGGCACACAAGUGUGUGUAAACUCAUUUUGUGACCUACUUUAAAUCUGGCUUGUAGUGUUUUUCCAUCUCCUGGAAUUUCAUUCAUGUUAGCCAAUGACUGAUGUAUUAAUAUUUAUAUUUGUCUGCACCUACUUCAGUGAAUGCUUCUCACCUGACUUAUCUGCUGUGCACUUCAGAAUUGAGCUGGUUGCUAUGGUUACCUACAGUCCUGGUUCAGAGGCUGCAUAAACAGUAUGUCGCAGGCCUUUUGCAGCAUUUAGGGUGGGUUCUCAUGUACUAAAAUCCUCCCUGAAUUUGCAAAAUCUAAGUAAUUACUGGCCAAUGGCCAAUACCUGGACAUGGUUCUUGAGCAGGUGGUCACAGACCAGAUCCAGGCGCGCUUGGAGGAAACUGAUUUUCUAGAUCCAUUUCAGUUGGGGUUUAGGCCCGGUUUUAGCACAGAAAGUGCUUUGAUUGCUCAGUAUGAUGACCUCUGUUGAGAGAGAGAGAGAGACGGGAGAAAUGUGUCCCUCUUAAUUCUCCUUGACCUCUCAGCAGCUUUCAUACCAUCAACCAUGGUAUCCAUCUAGAGUUGCUGUCUGACUUAGGGGUGGGUAGAACUGCUUGGCAAUGGUUGUGGCCCUACUUUGGAUGGUCAUUUCCAGAGGGUGAUGAUUGGGAAGUGCUGUUCAGCUCCAUUGAGCCUUCAGUGUGGGGUUUCUCAGGGUUUGAUUUUACCCCCCGUGCUGUUUAACAUCUACAUGAAACCACUGAGUGGGGUAAUCCAGAGUUUUGGAGUACAUGGUCAGCAAUAUGGUGAUGACACACAGCUCUGCUUCUCCUUUACAUUGGCAGGUGUGGCAGUGGAUGUGCUAGACCUUUGUCUUGCCUCAAUAAUGGAUGGGAUGAGAGCCAACAAACUGAGGCUCAGUCUAGAUAAGACUAAGGCACUAUUCGUGGAUGGUCAGACUGGGUGGAUGGGAGGUGGCCUGCUCUUGAUGGGGUUAAAACCAUUGGAAUGCUUUGUUACAUAUCUUUAGGCACCAGGCAAAACAUUUCUCUUCUCCCAGGCUUUUGACUAAUUAAACAAUCUAUGGCCUUUUAAACUGGAGAGGUAUUGUUUUUGUUUGUUCCUGGGUUAUGUAUCUUGGUGUUUUUAUCUUGUAUAAAAAUUAAAUAAAAAAAUGUACUGAGAAAUGCCCAAUCUACUUGCUUUUCUUUGUGGUAUUUGAUAAUAUACAUUGUGUCUGUCAUGUAGUGUUGGCAGCAGAUCAACGCUGUGUGACAGUAUGUAAUGUUUUGCAAAGGUUAUCCAUGCCUAGCAUAUUUGGUGAUACCACUGAUAACAGCAAACAACUUUUAAAACUCUUUAGCUACUAGAUCAAUUUCAAGUAAAGCUGUAAAUGUUAGUGUAUUGUUUUCAGUUUGUCCUAUUGACUUCCAUUCUGCUGUAAGAGAACUGCUUGCACUCCCUAUUUCUGUUGCAAAUAUGGGUUUUGAUGAAAUAUUAGUGGUCUAGUAGGAGGCGUUAAGGUCACCUUUGACUUUAAGAAAAACCUGUUACACUUAUACAAUGUUCUUGUUUUUGUGUGAUUGUAUAAGGUGGGGUGUGGUAGCCCUUCCCAUUGGCUAUUUAGACAAAGGCAUUUGUAAACAUUGCAGUUAUGGUUAGGCAUUUGCAAUCAGCCUUUGCUUUUGAAUAACUGCUCUUAAAAAUCCAGCUUUGGUUUUAGUAGGAUGAGCAUCUUUGUAGGAUCUGGACAAGUAUAAACCUAGAUCUAUGUACUGCAGAAAAGUGAAGUGGGGAGCAAAGAUGCUAAAUGUCCUAGGUUGGCAACAUAACAGCAUUUUUACACACACAUCCCUGCCACACAAACACACCAUCUUCCUAAAACUCUAGCUAAAGUAGCACAUACAGGUAGAACUGUAUUCCAUGUUCUCUUCAUGCUUUCUUACCAUUAGCAUGGUGCUGAGUCUUCUCUGUGCUUGUUCCUCAUUUGUGGGAAUUCCCUCUCUAGUGAGAUGCAUUUGUCUCUCUCAUUGUUAAUUUUCAGAAGGAAUUUUAAAAACAUUCCUGCCUACCUGGGCAUUUGAGACUUGAAAGAUGCUGUUCCUGGCAGUGCUGAAAGAAUUGGCUGAGAGAAUGUGAUUGUUUUUAAUGAUACUAAUGUGUUUGCCACCCUGGGCUCCUUUUGGAGAAGGACUGGGAAAUAAAUUGAAUAAAUAGUAAUAUGACAUUUAAGGUAUUUUACAAUGCUCCCCUAACAUGCCAAACAAGUCUCAUCUGCAAUCUGAAAUGAAAAUAAAAUAUGAAAAGGCACAAGCAUCUCUGGUGAUGGAACAUGGAAUAGAACCGCUGUCUUAUUUUACCUUACUGUUUUUUUAAAAAAGAUUUUCAUAGCACUCUUCAUCAUAUCGAAUUUCAUGCUGGUGUAGAGUGCAAAACAAAUUUUGAACAAAGUCCACAUACUUUGAUACCUCCAUAGAUCUCUGGGUCAUAGCCAGGGAAGGAUACAUGCCCGGGGAAGGCUGUGCAAGGUAGUAAUUUUUAACCUUUUCAGACUUAGGACCUACCUGUAACCCAAAACAUGCAUUUGGGAACCCACUUCUUCUUCCUUACUUUUUUUAACCCUAUAUUUGUAUGAUGUUGGUCAUGUUGCUGCUGUUGCUACCGACCUUAGAUCAGUCUAUGACUCAAUCAUGAGUCUCAACCCAAUACUUGAAAAGCAGUGGUCCAGGGAAUAUUCAAGUCCAUCAAAGUUCAGCUGUGCUUUUUAAAAUUAAAAUCAAAAAAAUGCAUGAUUAGCAGUGGCAUGCAGUGAAUUUUUUCACAGGGGAACAGUGAGGGCCAGAGGCAGCAGCUUGCGAGGAUGAUUGUGGGGCGGGGGCAAUGAUGUCAUGCACAUGAGCAGCACUACGUCCCUAAGCCAGGCAGAAGAUUUGUGGGCUUUGGGAAAGAGGUGCCAUACCUCUGACAGGAUCCUGGAGCCCUCCUGCCUCCUUCCCGAAGGAGGUAUCACACCUUCCUCCCAAAGCUGGGCAGAAGCUUCCUGGACUUUGGGAAGGAAGUGCCAGGGGAACAGUUAGGGGACUAGCUUAGUCCACUGACCGCAGGCCACUGAUGACUAGCAUUCUUUCAGGCAGAGAAAUCAGGCAUCCAGAAAAAGUGCUACCCAAUUUCUCUUAUGUAAACCUGAUUCUAGUGAUAGUCAACAAGCGUGAAAGCAGUGUGAUGCUUGAUGAGCACGCUUGUAUUCAUUCAUUCAUUUUUAUUACAUUGUUUUAACAUCUUAAUUUUGCUUCAUAUACUUAGAUUUUUGUUUUUGUUUCCCAGCCCCCUUCCCAAACUGGCUAUAACAUGCGCAUUCACAUGCACAUGCACACACUCGAUCGCAUGUUUGGCAGUUGAGGAUUGAAAAAGCGCCAUGCUCUGAAACAUCUUACAAAAGCAUGUUUUAACUAUACUUUAUGCAAAGUGCUUGUGAACUGUGUCAGAUGUUCCUCCUUUGGAGCCCACCCACCAGGCCCAUAGCUUUCUAGGUUGCUUGAAACUCCUCUUUCUUUUUGUGCUAACAACACAUACCUGAAACAAAAAUAACCUGGUUAAAGCAGACAUUUUUUGUACGUAACGAUUUCCUGUGUUUCAGAAAUAGGCACAGUUACUAGGGAAAGCUGCACGACUACUCAGCCAAUUGCAGAGUAGGUCAGGCCAGUUUCUCAAUACUGUAGAAAGUUACUUAGAAAUUGAUAUAACUUAGUUUACCUCCCAGGAUGCAUGGACAAAGGCUAACAUUUAUUAACAACUGACUUUGUUUUCAUGCUUCUCAGUGAGAAAGCAAAUAUGUACAAAAAUGGAAAACGAAAAGACGGGAGGGGGCUCCACAUAACUCGAAAGGGUGGGCUGCCUCAAAGAUGUUCCAGUGAUGGCUCAAUGAUGGUCAAAACUCUUGGGACACUUGGACAACCGAUUUAAUCCAUUCAAAGGAAAGCCAAACUUUUCUUCUACAAGAGUAAUUGCCGGAAGAUCGUUCUGAGUCUAGGAACCUCUCAGAAAUUGGAUUAGUACUGCAAUGUAGGCAGCUUGUCCCUGAAGGUAAAUAACCUACCCAUUGGUCCAUGAGAAAAAGUAAUUCAUUUGUUUCUCAAACGAUUAGCAAGGAUCAUUUCCUACUGUUGACCAAAUGUUACUAGUCUGAGUAGAUAUUACUGAGCUAAAUGGACUAAUAAUAUGACUUGUUAUAGAGCAUGUUUACAUGAAGCUGAUGCUGGGUAGACUGCUGAGUUCAGAAACCAGGGCACUGCUAUAGAGAAGGCUCUGUCCUGAGUUGCCACCCCAUGGGUCAUACACAUUGGCACUGUUCAUGGCUUUAGUACACCAGUAUCGAAACCUUGAAUGGUGUGGUAGCUUACAGGGAGUGCAGUGCUUUCAGGGCCAGUGAUGUAUGCUCCCACCUAGCUACCCCACUCAAUAAUCUGCAGCUACAUUCUUCAGUGGCUGCAGCUUCUGGACUAUCUUCAAGGGUAGCUCCAUGUUGAGUGCAUUGCAGUAGUCCAGUCAUGAAUUAGAACCUGCUUGAGCUACAUUCUUUCAUUUGCUCAAAUUUGCUCCCUUUGUCAGUAGGAACACUGUAAUGUUAAAUAGGGUGAUGUCUUGAGAGACUAAUAACAGCAGUUUUCCUUUCUUCUACUGCCUAUGUCAGGGGUCAACAAACUUUUUCAGCAGGGGGCCGGUCGACUGUCCCUCAGACCUUGUUGGGGGCCAGACUAUAUUUUGAAGGGGGGAGGAGAACGAUUUCAUAUGCCCCACAAAUAACCCAGAGAUGCAUUUUAAAUAAAAGGGCACAUUCUAUUCAUGUAAAAACAUGCUGAUUCCUGGACUGUCUGCGGGCCGGAAUUAGAAGGCGAUUGGGCCGGAUCCAGCCCCCGGGCCUUAGUUUGCCUACCCAGGGCCUAUGCCUACCAAAGGCUAGCCUCCAGAACAGGUGUGAGGAACUGUUGGCCUUCCAGGUGUUGGUGAACUACAUUUCCCAUCAUCCCUGGCCACUGGCCAUGCUUGUGGGGACUGAUGGGAGUUGUAGCUCAGUAACAUUUGGAGGGCCAAAUGUUCCCCACAUCCACUCUAGAAACUUAGACCUGGCUUUCUCUAACCUCAUCUGCAUUUCAGGGGGUUGGACUAGAUGACCCUUGGGUCCCUUCCAACUCUAAGAUUCUGUGAUUCUAAUUUAAUUCAGCUAGCUUCUCAUAGCUUCUGCUUUGCAACAUAAUGUUGCCAGUCCUUCCAGGGAAACAAUACAUCUCUAACAGUCGACUUGUUCAUUGAGCAAUGUACAUUUGGAAGAUUUAACAUUUAAAUUGAAUUUCCUACGGCACUGCAAUACACCACAUAGCUUGGUUAAAUGUUGACUGGGCACUUAAAUUAGUUGGAGUAGAACAGGCAGAAGGUUCCUUGGAGAUCAGUUAGCCUCCCAUUCAUAAGUCUGAUGAACAUAUUAGGAGCAUUAUGAAGGCUGAAGGUCAUACCAUUGAUCUUAUUAUAAGCCUUGUCUGUUUUCCCUUUAUCUUUUGCAUGCAUCACUAGCUGCUAAUCACCUUGGGUCUGGAGAAUGGGCAAGAGAUUCUGAGAAUUCAGGGUAAAAGAUUCAGGGUAUUAUUCUUCUCAGCUGCAUCCUUGAAUUGCUAGUAAUCAACACAAGUGGAUGCAACCACCUUUCUUCCCCCCCCCCACCUUAAGUAAGAUGGUUCUUUCCAUGCUGCAGUUUAUGAUCAAGUAAACACACAGCCCCCAAAGACCUGAGUGGAUUGCUAAUGGGAGGAUUUUGAAUUUUAGCAUUGUGCUCAGGACUUUACAGAAUGACAGCACAAUCAGUGCCUCCUAGUGAAAAUCCUCUUAUCAGGCUGUCUCAACAGGAUUACUCUGCGGUAACUAUAAGCUUUGCUUUUGACUUAAAUGUUAAUAGGGUAAUUGUAGUUCUAUAAUAGAAAAAAUGGAUUCAAUCUCCUUUGUGGUGUAAACCUAUUUCUACCUAUGCUUCAAAUGACAGGCUUAAUUACAAGCUGUUAGGCCCUGUCCCUUUCUUCAUAGACACAUACUAGUAGAAGGCAUGGGUCUGUGCUUUGCGGCAUGUGUGAAUCAGGACAGUGUUGUGCUCCACACUUGUUUGUGGUAGGGCCAAAUUAGCUUGUCCUGGCUUCUCCCUCUUCUUCCCACCGCCCCCAGUGUGUGUGUGUGUGCAAACUACUGAUGAGUUUACACCAAUGUUGGAACUGGCAUCAUUGCUGGCUGUUUUUGACUUUUGCCCUUUUAAAAUGGAAGCCAACAAUGUAAAAAACAGCUAAAACCUUAAGACAAAACACGAUAUUAAUGUUCUUCUCUGCAAUGUGCAAGAGAGAAAUGUAUAACAUGCUUACAUUUUGAAUUUAGCUCCUAGCAGCAUCUGCUGUUUACUUCCCAGGCAAAGUAAUUAAUAAUGAUCUGGCAAGAUUUCAUGCUGUUGAAAAGCUUGAUUUCGUUCAAGAGCCAAACAUAUUAUCUUCUGUGGGUCUUGAUAAGCAAGAAUUCUGAAUCAUGUCUAGAAACUUCUUUUUGAAUAGUUAGUUAGAACUUAGUGCAAUUUUAAUAAUUACACUUAAGGUUUCAAUAGAACAGCUUGAAAUGUAAAACUAGUCAAGCGGCUAUGUAGCCCAUGAAGCUGAAUCAGCUUCCUGUUGCCUCUGAGCAGGUGAUUUCCUAAAUUACAUAGAAGUGCAGACUUCUACAGAGCUCAGUUGGUUAGAGUGUGUUGCUGAUAACGCCAAGGUUGCAGGUUGGAUCCUUGUAUGGGACAGCUGCAUAUCUGGGUUGGACUGGAUGAGCCUCAAAGUACCAAUGAUUUUAAUCCUUUGCAAAAAAAGAGAGUUGUCUCAAAGGUACAUCCUCUCUGCUUGCAAUGUGCUGACUAGCAGCUGAGCCUUGCUUGAGCAUCUGUUUGCUGCGAGGGGUUACUCAGCAGAAGCAAUUACUGGAGGCAAGCUGCGAGUUCCUUAUUUGAGGAAGUUCAGCCUAGUCCUAUACCAACUAUCUGCUAUUACCACAUUUACAUCUUUACAGUCAGCCACAUGGUUUUAAUUAAGGUCAGGGCACGGAGACCUGUCACUGUGAGUGAUUUGGUUUUGCUAGUAGAGAGAUGGAGCCCUGGAUCUCUAGAUAGUUUGGUAACCCAUGGAAAAAGAAAUUUGCUAGUGAGAGUGGGUGGAGUCACUUAAUAACUACUCUGCCAGGAUUCUAGAUGGUCCAUGUGGUGCCUACUUAGAACAUUAGCUGGGGCAGAUUCUUAGCUCUGUUUUCAUUUGGAAAUAUGCAGCCAAAUUCAGUAUGAAGCAAGUCAGCACCUGCAUUUCUUCCAGCAUUCCAGCCAGAGACUAUAAGCUCCUGUUUUGAUUGUUGCCUCUUCAUUGGUACAUGAUUGACUGCACUUUAUAAACUGAUUAGAAUGGGAUCUCUAAAUGAGAUAACAUCCUGAGUUUAAAGGAAUGUUUCCUCAUAGGUGAAAAUUGGUUCUCAGAAACUACGUUGUUUCUCUAUAAGCACAUAGCUGUUAUGCAUUUAGUAUCUAUGGUAUGCUACAGCCAUUUCUAUAUAUUCAGGUCUACUCCUUUGCGUGUUGAAAUGACUGCAGCUCCACAGAUACCAGCAAGGAGUGUACAGGAAGAGGAGUCUGUCCCUAACGCAUUUUCAGACUGUGCAGAGUAGCCCUGAAUGUGUGAAAAUGGCUUGCGGAUCUGGGUUACGAGACUUAAGAGGCAGGUUAAGGAUAAGGUAGACAAGUUAGGCUUUUAGACUUCAGAAAUUUAAAGAUGCUAUUUGUUGUUAACUUGAAGCACCAGGUUAAUUUCAGUUUAGUCUCGGAUUUCGUAACUGGUAAUAUGGAGGCAGAAAUAUCCAUGUAUCAAGGUCACCAGGUUAAUGUGCUAGAUCAAUGGGAUAAAAAGGACUGACAAAACCCGGGACCAGGAGGAAGGGACGCUGGAUGAAGAUUGGAUUGUUUUUAUUUCUUUUUUUAUCAUUAGGAUUGUUUUAUAAAAUUGAUGAAUGUUAGAAAAAUGUUGAAAUGAAAUUACUUGGCUCUAGUAAAAAUGUUUAAAGAAUUAGGUAAGAAUGUUAUGGUUAUGAGAAGUUGGUAAAAAUAAGAUUUAAGUUUUAAGCUUUAAGGUUUUCUAUAAGAUAAGAUGAAAAUAGAUUAAGGUAAUGUAAUGACAGAAUACUAUGAAUUAUGGAAAGGAUUUGCUGCGAUAAUUAUUAAUUAGGAUACAAGAAAAGGGAGGAGGAGGAGGUCAAAGAAAGAAGGUAAUGAAAGUGGAGAAUUUGAGAAUGAUGGAUUUAUUUUUUCUUUUUCUUUUUCUGUUUUGUCUUUUUUUUGUAAUUUUAAUUUUUUUUUCAAUAAAUAUCAUUUAAAAAAAAAAGAAAAAGAAAUAUCCAUGUAUCCUUUGCCGCUCAAAGCCUUAAAUUAGAGGAGGGGCUUUCUGUGCCAUACAGGUGGGAUCCUUUGUGAAUGAGAAGAGGUUGUUGACUUGUGUUCACAAAAGUCUGGUCCUUGGGGCUUGGUGCCUUUGUGCCAUUGUGAACAGGGACAUUUUCUCUCCGCUGUGAAUUAUUGUAUCCUGUGCCUCAGCCUGUUUGCAUUGGCCCCAAAAUGGUGGUGGGCUGCUUGAGGUGACCUGAGGUGAGAUGGUAGGCAGCUACUUGGCUGAGAGGAAGAGGCUCACUUUCCACUUGGAGCUUGCUUAAUAAGGCCAGGUCAGUCUAUUUGCUAAUUGAUUCCCGGGGCAGGGGGCAUUCCUGACAUCAGAACUGCAAGUGCAGCUUAUUCUUUUGCCAACCCUUCUGUCAUACGGUAACUACUUGCUGAAGCAUAAGAAAAUGAGACAUGCUUAGCUCAUUCUUCCAUCUUUGAUGGAGGCCAGCCAGCUCAGAGUCAACAGGUGCUGUCUGUAAUCUGGACAGGCCCCACGCCUCUUUAAAAUUGGAGCCUAACUGAGCUCCCCACAGCAGCACUGGGGCUUCUGGGUCAUGCUCUCACUUGAGGUGGUAGGCUGGGCAGCCAUAUUGGUGUGCAUAGUAGCCUGGCUCCUUGUCUCAUUCUUCCUCCACAGAAAAAGCUAGAUUGCCCUCCCUUCCGUCCUGAGAGCCCCCUCAUUUCUUGCUAGUUUGUUAACGCCACAGAAACUGGUCCCUCUAUAGAAGGUGAGGCUCAUGGCCUCUCGUUGCUCAGCCAUGAAGUACCGUAUUUUUCGCUCUAUAGGACGUACUUUUUCCCCUCCAAAAAUGAAGGGGAAAUGUGUGUGCAUCCUAUGGAGCAAAUACAGGUUUUCGCUGAAGCUCCCGCCAGGUUCCCAAGGCUUGCGGAUAGAUUCCCGAAACCCAGGGAGCGCAGCGCCGCACACCCCGGGCUUCGGGCAUCUAUCCGCAAGCCUUGGGAGCCCAGCGGGAGCUCCCACCAGGCUCCCAAGGCUUGCGGACAGCAGCCUGCAGCCUGAAACCCGGGGAGCGCAGCGCCAUGCACCCCGGGCUUCUGGCAUCUAUGCGCAAGCCUUGGGAACCCGGUGUAUUGUGUUUCCAAUGACUGAUCUGAUUUUUCAGAUUCCAGAUCAAGGGAUGACCUGUGGCCCUCCAGUUGUUGUUGGACUUCAACUUCAGCCAGCAUGGCCAAUAGUUAGGGACGAUGGAAAUCAUAGUUUAUCAACAUCUGGAGGGCUACUGGUUCCCCACCGCUGCAUUAGAGUGCUCUCUGCUUUUCAGGGCCAAGUUCAUGGUCUCCCAUGCCUUCAAGACAUUGGAAAAUCCUUUUCACAUAUUCUGAGUACCGGUAUUUGCUACAUGUUCUAGUGCACACCACUCAUUAGCUUGUCUGAUUCACUUUGAUAGGCAACUGUUAGAGGCACAGGAGACUUAACACACAAAUUUAAGCAAGUGAAGUUUUCCUUAUAGCCUCACUGUGGAGAAUUACUGUAAGACAAUUGUUCAAGGCACAGGAGCCAUGCCAUAAAGAGAGAGGGCAACUCAAGGUCUCUUGUUAUGUCUUUCUGUCUGAGAACAAUACUACAAAUUUGAAAGAAAGGGGCUUUCACUCAGGAAAUGAACUGAGGCGAUAGGAACUUAAGACUCAGAACUUGAUAUUUUUUAGAUAAUGAUGUGGAUUACUUUAAAAUGUUAUAAGCUAGCCCUGCUGUGCUUAUGGGGUGGGGUCUUGCUGACUUUUUGCCCCAAAGUCCUGUCCUGAAGGCACCACUGUCAUCAGUAAGACUCAGUGAACUCAAGCACUCAAGAGCCAUUAUUUUCUAGGGAAUCACUCUGGUAGUAAGGCUUCUUUCUGCCCCUUCUCACUUCACUUCCAAUGUUUCAUAUGCAUAUUCUGGUUCCCAUUGGCAUGGGCAAAUUCCUUAAGUGCAUAGUCCACAGAAAAGAAUUUGACCAGGGGGCUGAAGCUGAAAAGCCUUUGUAAUAUGGUGGGCAACCUGCAUUUGGGGAGCCGGAGCACAGCAACCCUAGAGGUGGGCAUAACAACGUCAUUCUGAAUCCUGUUGAGAACUAACAAUAGGCAUCUUUGUAUUGUUGUAUAUCUUCAGAAGCAGGUUAAAUAGGCUUUCAUAAAAUAGGAAAGGAAAUGACAGUCUUUAGACCCACACCUUAGAAAUUCAUGGCACUUGGCUUAAGGUUUCGUGACACUGGGUUUUCAUUUAAUACAUGCAAGAUCUAAUUUAGAUAAAAAUGGUGUAUGUUUGAGUCUUGUGUCUCUGCAAUAGGAUGGAAUGUAAUCAUAUUCUGCUGUGUGUUUUUCACUUAGGAGAAAAUACCGUGUUUUGUAAUCAAAUGAUGGUACUCCAACUAGUGUCCUUUGGCUCAAUACUGAGAUUAGUGCCAGUGAUAUCUGACACUAUUAAAUGUGCAGUUUUUCUGUGCAUUUUGUUGUAAUUAAAGGUAAAGUUGAAGAUAAAGCUAUAUUGAUUCAUUUUCCAUUCAAAGGUUGUUUUUUUUUUAACAUUUGAGUUUUCGUUUUAAAACAAAAACAAUUCCUCAACACAAAAUUUAUUCUUUGUAGCUUAGGCAGAAACCUAGCAUUAUGUUAUGACAAACUAUGUGUUUUGCACACCUAAUGAUCUGGGUGGUAUUUUGCACAGAAGUGUUUUCCAUGUACAAAUUUUGUAACCAGCCACUUCAGUAUCCAGAAGUGGUGACCUGGGACUACUACAAAGUUGUUUUCCGCCAUGCUGCACCCAAUUUCAAAACUGUUUGCUUAUGCCAUUUGUAAGAUCAUGCUGAGAAUGUUUUGGCAGCGGGCUUAUUAGAAUAAAAGAGAGGUUUAAGGCAAGAUGCAGCUGAGGAAAGCUUUUUUAAAAAUCUCUUAAUACUUUAUUAAAAUGAGUUGUGAAGAAGCAGGACUUUCAAUCACUUCGGGUUGGAUUGUUGUUUGUAAAACUUGGGUUGUAAAAUGGUUGCUUUUUGCUUUAAAGGCACUUGAGCAUAGGAAAGUCAAAAGUUCUUAGGGAGGUUAAAAGCACAAUAGGUUGUUUUGCUUAUAAAGGUUUUCACAGGAAGGUCUAGCGUUCAUCCCAAGAACCUAGGGUGGAAUCCAUCAUAGCACUUACGCAGUUCUGCUGUGAGAGCAAGGAUUUCUGCUUGUGAAACAGAACGUUCUCCCCCUGCACAUCCCCCAAAUCUAUUCUAGAAGUUCCCCCAACCCUCUGAAGCAGAUUUGUGGAGGGUGUGGUACAAGCAGAAGAGGGGGAAGUCCCACUAUGCAAGCGGAAAUAUUUGCACUUAUAGGGCCCAUUAGCCGAAUGUUGCCCCUUUCAAUUAAGGGGAAAUGGAAACUUACCGUAUUUUUCGCUCCAUAAGACACACUUUUUUCCUCUUAAAAUCUAAGGGGAAGUGUCUGUGUGUCUUAUGGAGCGAAUGUGUGGUCCCUGGGGCUGGGGGGGGAGGAUCCGGGCUUCCCCUGCCAGCCCCGACCUGCUCUUUGGGGCUGGGGCUGGGGCAAACCCGGGCUUCCCCCCCCAGCCCCAACAAGCUCCUGAGCAGCUCUGGGGUAGCCUGCGAAGCCUCCGCUGGGCAGCGGGGAGCCUUCAUCCCGCUGUCCUGGGGAGGCUUCGUGUGGCUAUCCCUGGCUUUUGCGGGAGGUGGGGGAAGGGACAGAGUGAAGCCUUAUGGUCAGGUGCGCCUUAUGGAGCGAAAAAUAUGGUAACUAAGACUCCUCUCACCUCAUGAUUGACUAAUGGGAUGGGAGAGGAAUUUAUUUUUUAAAUCUGCCCUUAUGUGUAGCUACUCAAACUAUUCAACUAAAUUGUCCUGUUGGUUCCUUGUGCAACUAUACUAGUACAGAUACAAAAAGUGACUAGAUAUAUUGCUUGGUUGUGAUAGAAAAGCCCCAAACAUCCCUCAACUUCUUGUGAAGCUUAACUAGUUCAGAGCAGAAAGGUCACUCUUCUGUCAAUCGCAUUCAAAAGCUCUUCAUUUCAGUGGCUUUUCUCAGUAUUCUGAUCCAUCUCCCUAGCUUUGUUGGGCACCAUAGCGUAAAUCCAGCCCUGCACCCCAUGCUGCUUUUAUUUACUCUCAAGUUGCCAUUGAUCUAUACAAAAGUCUGGUAGGCUCUACAAACAGCCUUCUUUUACACACGCAGGUUGUCAUGUUGAAUAAUCUACCCUGUCACAACUUUAUUAGAGCCCUUGUAGCUGUUGGCUCCGCAGGUGAGCAAGCUCUUCAGUGCGUUUCAGCUGUCCUUUGUUAUGACUUUGAUAGAAGUGGAGGACUGAUAUUGGUUUGACACUGUCAGGCAGAGAGGUUGAACGAAUCAUGGAAAAGAGUCAGAGCUCAAUGUUAAGUUUAAAGAAAUGGGAAGGAAAAUGGAAGAGAGAUAAUACGGAGGCAAAAGGGGAAUGGAAAGGGCCAUACUUUCCCCUGCUCCUGACAACCUACCUAUCUCAUGGCACACAUCUCCAAGAGCCAUUAUGGGCUGAAGCAGGCCAAUUCUUCGCCAUUUCCCUAAAACAACAACCACCCUACUCUGUCAGUGGCACUGUUUUGCUUCCAAACUGGGGCCAUCAAAUUGAGCCAUCAAAAGGAAAAAUUGCUAAGAAUGCUGAGCCCUAUGUGGUACUUGAGCUUUUCAUAAUUUGUGUUCUAUGUGUGUAUUUGUGAACAAAGCAACUAUUAUAAAGUUGUCAUGAAUCUACAGAGGUAGCCAACAUGGUGUUCUCCAAAUAAUCUUGAAGUCACAACUCCCAUUGCUUCCAGCCAGCAUAGCCAAUGGUCAGAGAUGAUGGGGGCUACAGUUCAGAAUAUCUAGAGGGCAUUGCGUUGGUGACCUCUAUGUGGCUUAAUAUUUAAAGCAAGCCAAAUCAGGUAGUGCUGUCCUUGAAUGUCUCACUAUUUGAGGAAAUGAAGAAUGAACCACAGAACAGAACCACAAAAGACCAUAUCUUCUCCAGAUGUAAAUUAUUAUUAUUUUUGAAGUCUAUUUUUAACUUGAUAGUUUUAGCUUCAGGUUGAAAGUGUAAAUGCUCCAUUAGGCUUAGGGGAAAUAGGCAGAUUGAAAGAUAGCGAUUUCUUCUUCUAUUUCUUCUUCUUAGUCUCAGACAUUCAGAACUUAGUGUUAGUUGAUAGACUGUAACAUUAGAACCUUAAAAAACAUUGCUACUGUCUUUUUGUGAUUGAUUCUGGACAACUAUUUAUGGAGCAGUAAAAGAUUUGCUUCCUUUCAUAUUUCUGAGCUCAAAUUUCAGAUCUGGGUAUGUGUCGUCUUAAGUGGCUGGUCUUGGCAGUUUAGUAGAGCUUAUUGGCCAUCUGUUCUGUCUAGUUCACCACAUGGUGAACUUGAACUGAGCCAAAACAUGACAGAACAGAAUGUAGCAAAGCAACUUGCUCAGGUAAUGUGUUUUAUUCUGAAUUAGAUACUCAUUUUUUUAAUAUAUAUAACCCCCCCCCCUUCACACCAGUACUUCAGAAGUACUUGAGUGUUGCUGGAAACUUUGCAAGAUGUAAAGGACAGUGCAGUGCACUGAGGGAACCAAAAUUUCUAUAUAUAGUCAGUGUGGACACCUCUAGUCUGCUUGCCGGCACUAACCCUCUUCUCAAUGGGUGGGCACCAGAGCCAAUUACAGCCUCUUGACUAGACUUCUCACUGCUGCUGCACCCUGCUGACUUAUUAGGGUACUAAGAGCAUUACCAGCUGUCCUUUAAUUUGUACAUUUUCUGUGUGCAAGAAACAACAAAUACAAAACUGAUGUCACCCACCCCUAAAGGAAGAGACCAUAUUUUCCCUCCAGGGUUCAGAAUUCCUGAAACCCGGUACCUCCAGUCAGAAGGUAUUGCCCCCUGAAGUUCCAGAAGUGUUUUUGCUCAGUAAAAAUUGAAGUGUAUCUGUACAGUAAAAUGCAGAAUGCUUCAGGCUAUUUAGAAAUCUCAAAUACUAGAAGCAGGCAGCAGUUAAGUGGGCAGUUCAUGAGAUUGGGGUCACUGAAGACUUCCUAACACAUCUGUAGGAGGCAGGCUAAGGAGAAACCGCCCACCCACGUCUUCCUAGCAGCUCUGGGCCCUUGCUGGAGCUUGUGAUUUUUAACUUCUCUCUGGUCCAUCUUGUUCUGUGCAUGUUUCAAAGUCUCUGUUGCAAAGUCUGACAAUUCCAGGGGCUUUUGAGGUUGAGAACACUUUUUUAUGUACUCAGAUUGAUUGAUAAAAACUUAAUCAAAGAGCUUUCUCAGGGUGGUGCACAUAAUAAAACACAACUAAAAUCCAUGAAACUGUUAAACAAGUGUGCAUAAAAUAAUUAUCAUUAAAACACAGAUAAAAGCAGCAAAGCUUUCUAAAGGAAUAUAAGUAACUGAAUGAUGUCUGGGUAGUCUUGCUGAAAUAAAGUCUCAGCAGGAGUCUAAAACAAUGUAGUGAUCUCUUGAUAUUUAUAGUGGCGUAGGCAAGCUAGCCUUGGAGCUUCCCAGCCAAAGGCUGCUGCUCUCCCUGGAAACUAACAUACAAAAUGUUAAUAAAGCUUACAGGCUCUGAAUCCAGCCUGCCAGUCCACUCCAAGGGAAGCAGCAUUCAGAAUCACAGGGAGCAGUAGCUAGAUGAAUUCUGUAAGCUCAUAGGCAGGUUAGAAUAGGGACUGGUAGGGAAGUAAAAAUGAAUGAUGGUAGCAACAGGGUGGCUUUGAAAUCUGUUUAGAUUUAGAUUCUGGGCUUUAUAUAGCAGUAGCUAGGAAAUUGGGUCACAUGAACUGCAAACUCUGAGAAGCUGGAAUAACAGAAGCUCGGGAGUCCCAAGUAUAGGCAGCUUGGAGAAGUGGGCAACCAUUGCAUGGUGAGCAGGUGACUUAUUAUUUUGACUCUGCAGACUUGAAGAUGAUCAGUUAAGAAGCAAGCGAAGCAUGGCUGUUAAGGCAUGAUUAGCACACAUUGUGACGCACAGACAGCUAUUGUGGCUUGGAGUAGAUUUACAUGUCCACAUGUGUACAGUGGAUACUCGGGUUGUGAACGUGAUCCAUGCAGGAAGCACGUUCGCAACCCGCAGUGCUGUGUCUGUGCACACGCGGGUUGUGAUGUGGCGCUUCUGUGCAUGCGCAAGGUGCAAUUUAGCACUUCUGUGCAUGUGCAAGCGCCGAAACCCGGAAGUUCCAGUACUUCCGGGUUUGGCGCGGUGCGCAACCCGAAAUUACGCAACCUGAAGUGUCUGUAACCCAAGGUAUGACUGUAUUCAUACCAGGGAGGCACUUCUGCAGGGGGAGGUUAAUAUGAAAGCAGGCAGAAUGUAGUCAGAAUUCAAUGAGAGCAGCAAGUGUCAUGAGCUCCCAUUGGCCUCUGGAGUUGAUACAGGUUUGUAAUUAGUCCUUGCCUGCCUCUAGUUUUCAUUUCCAUAGUUGGCUGUGCAGGUCCAUUGGACUGAUUUCCCUCUGUAGCCCAAACAAGCCCUUAAAAGUGGUUUGUAUAAUUAGGGCUGCUUAUAUAAAUAGGAAAUGCGCCAAUGGGACAAAUGGCAGUCACUCCAUGUACUUUCUUAUUCUCUCCACCCGCCCCCCCAUGGUGCUGAAGCAGAACACUGGCAGUAGAAUAUCUGAUUUCUGAUGGAGAUGUAGCUUCCCCCCGUGAAAUGCUUGUUGAUUGCAUUGUGAUGCAAGGAAUUUGAAGUUGUGCCCCCCCCCCCAUUCAUUUUGAGAUGGUGACACUGCUGCUAUGAUACAGCUGGUGUAAUUCAAUAUGAAGCUGUCACCUUUGUGCCAGAGGCAGAACAUCAUGGCAUGGGGCAUGGCAGGCUUUCUGGUGUAUGCAGUGCUGUAAGCAAAUGAGUGACUUGAGACCUUCUUGUGUGUGUAUAUUUGUGCACAUUUUCCUCUAUCUGGACCUAUUAGAUGUUAUCUGGAACUUUGCAUAUUUGUCUCCAUUUACAAGGGUUGCAAAUGUAUCCUGUUCCAUGGAGUCUCCACCAAGCCACAGCAUUCAAUUAUUUCCCCCAAACAUACCCAAACAAUCCAGAACUCAAGUUUUAUCCUGCAUAAUACGUGCAAUUGUGGAAGGGGAUGUCCUCACUGAUAGCUGACUACUGUAAAGGUGCAGGUUCUUUAAUCUCAAGAUUUUUAAGAGAAGGGAAAAAGUAUGCCCUGAAUUGCACACUCAACAAAUGUAUAGAAAACUACUUGGAAGACUUAGAAGAUCAGAGUAAUAGGAUCUGGAAACAAGAUCACAUGAGCAAACAAGCAGACAGUGGGACAAUAGUCACCUUUUCAGCUAAUUUUUCUUGCGAUGGAGAGGGCAGGAGAUGGAGUAGGCCCAGUGGUUUUCAACCAGUGUGCUGUGGCACCCUGGGGUGCCUUGAAUGAUGCUCAGGGGUGCUCCGGGCAGUACUGGCCUCUGUCCCUCUUUCCCUCUCUCCCUCCUCUGAUGCUCUCUCGCAUCUCUGCCUCCCAAAGACUUGCACAGCUGUUUGUUUCAGCAUCACUGGCUACACGCUCCCCAGGUGAAUGAUUCCUCUGGGACUGGUCAGGGGGAGCUGGUUGGCAGAAGCUGAGGUGGCCUUGGAAUAAGCAAGCAAGCGGGCAAGGGAGCCCAGCUAACCAGUCCGCCAGCCCUUGCUGUUGGGAAUGGACAGACUAGUGGGAGGCUGGGCAGGCAGGCAGGCAGGCAGGUACCGCAAUAGCUUUUCUUGUGCUAGCUGUGUACAAGGCCUGCCUGGGAGCUGAGUGCCCAGUGUUGCCACACAGGCCCGGCAGUGCCUGCUGCUGCCACUGCUGCCUCCCAAUGUAUCGUGCUGGUCUCACAUUCACCUUUGGCCAGUCUCCAUUGGGCCACUAAGGCUGGGGGUAUCCUCAUCCCAGGCCCCUAUGGGGCAAUGGCCCCCUCUUUUGGGGCCAGGAGGGGCAGCUCAGACACCAGGGGCAGCAGCAUCGGCUGCCCAGAGGACUCCCAAGGAGAAGGGAAAGGAGAGGAGGCUGAGGGAACACUCCACAAGGGUGUUCAGAAAAGGGUGACAAGCUGCCAGCUCUGCAGGCAAGGGGUGACAUAACUGGGCUCCUGAGUCCCACAGGGGAGCUGCAGAAAGAAUGUAGUUGGUCAAGGGAGUCAUGAACUCAAAAAGUUCAAAAACCUCUAGAGUAGGCAGUGAAUGGCGGGAGCAGGAGGGAGAAGCUGCAGUGGCUGAUCGGUCACCUGCCUGUCUUGAUACACGUUUGCUCUCCCUUUAUAGCAUUUUAAGAGAAUCCACUGUAGAAGUCUUGCCCAAGGGCUCCUGGACCUGGAACAAGCACAAAUAGCACCAAUGGUACACUUUGGGUUACCUACCUCUGUAAUUUAUGUUGAAGUGUGUACUUGACAUCAGUUACUAACACAUUUAACUACCAUGUCCUACUCUAUGUGAAAUGGAGGGCUUCUGCCACAGGAUAUGGAAUUUGACAAGUGUAUAGUUAAAACACAUUGGUUUAUAUCCAAUACUUUUAAUGAGUAAAUUCAUUAAAAUUAAUAGACAUGACUGAUUUAGGCUUAUAUAUGUCCAUGGUGUAAACCACUGAGCCUAGGGCUUUCCAGUCGGAAGGUCAGCGGUUCGAAUCCCUGCAGUGGGGUGAGCUCCCGUUGCUCAGUUCCAGCUCCUGCUAACCUAGCAGUUCGAAAGCACAUCACGUGCAAGUAGAUAAAUAGGUACCACUCCGGUGGGAAGGUAAACGGCGUUUCCGUGCACUGCUCUGGUUUCGCCAGAAGCGGCUUAGUCAUUCUGGCCACAUGACCUGGAAAAACUGUCUGCGGACAAACAUCGGCUCCCUUGGCCAGUAAAGCGAGAUGAGCGCCACAACCCCAGAGUCAUUCACGACUGGGCUUAACUGUCAGGGGGCCUUUACCUUUACCUUUAAGCCUAUUCUAAGUAGGACUAGCAUUGGAUGGAAGGGACUGUGUCACUCUGGCUUUAAAUGAUGAUAAUGAUGAUCUUUAUCUUCCAAGACCAUUUCCCACUAUUUAGAGAAUUGUGUGUUUUACGUGCUAUGUAUAAAGAAGUCUUUAAGCUUGAAAGAAAGACAGACUAGACUUGUACUACAUGAAGUACAAUUUGCCAGCCUUCGCAAUCCAUGCCUUCGCAUUUUCACAUAGGGAAACAGAUCUUGCUUUAAUGGGUUUGUAAUGCAAAUGUAAAACCUACAGUGGCCAGAAUGUUCACCUGUUUGUGAAAUCCAAGUUUGUUGGUUAGCAAAGAUUAAAUGUUCACACAGCAGUGGGCAAAGGUGACUGUUUGAAAAUGCUCAAAGACUUCAAUAAUCUACUUGUGUUUUGGUAUAAAGCUGCAUUGAUUGGGGGCAGGUGUUUUUUUUGCAUCGUUUUUCUUUUAUAGCCUUCAACAGAAGGGGGAAAUGCAAAGGUGCAGUGAUAUCAAAAGGCAACUGUUGCAUGUUGGGUGAGGCAAGCACCCUUAAUUUGCCUUCAGUGAUGCAGAAAGGGAUAGAAAUCUUUGUUUCACUUUGAGGAAAUCCUUUGUGCAGGAGGGAGGCUUCCGUAAAAAUUGCCCACAGCUGUUCUAGCUCCCUCCUUUCAGCAAAUGCAUGGGGUCAUGGUUUUGCUAGCGUUCCAUGGAUACAGCUUUUCCCUUCCCUUCUGACUUGCCCUCAGUUGCCCCUUGAUGGGGAGAUGCCCUAAGCCACCAAGGGUUUGUGAGGAUAAAUGGGGGGGGGGGCUGUUGUAUGCUUCCUCAAGAUCCUCAAAGGAAAGAUGAGAUAGAAAUACAAUAAAUAAACAUUGGAGAGUAGCCAUUAAGGGUUAUUUCGGCAGAAAUAGGGCCUUGUUGGUUGACAAUACCUCUCCUUGGUUCCCCCUUCUAAAAAUGGUCCAUUUUAGAGCCAGUUACCUAUCAAUCUCCAGACAGCCUCACUUAGAUUCACUUUUACUGAGCUGUGUUUUCAAGCUAUGUCCUCCACCAUCCUAGAUGGGUACCAUAUGAAGACAGACUCUCUAUAUGUGGGCAACCACAGGUGGAAGACAUUUUGCACUAUUUACUAUAUUGCCCACUAUACAUUGGACCCAAGAGGCAAUUUCUCACCUUACUGUCCGUACAGGAAAUAUGUCGCUCCCUGGCAGAGAAGGUUCUGUGACUUCUUGGCGAUGUAAACGCUUCAGUGAUUCAUAAUGUCGCCUUUUUUGCUUUGCCAAAAAAACCCAGAAAGAAGACCCUGGACAAUAUAGCAGUGAACUGUAAGGGAGACGCAGAGAUCUAAAUAGAGACCAUUAUUUGUGGCACGACUCCCCUUUUGCUUGUAUUUAUUUUUGAUUCAGAUUUGUCAUGGCCAAUGGCUAGUACAAUCAAGUUAUUUGGAUUGGAUUGGCUAACAAUACAAGUUACUUAAAAGGGGACAAGGUUUUUACCCUUUAAAGGGUCCACCAUUUCUUGCGCUAUAUGUAAGUCAGUUGCACCUACAUGCCUGAAAGAAACUAGAUCCCUUCCAGAUCUAUUGAGUUAUAGCCCAGCAUUGCUUCUUGUUGCUUUUGUGUCCCAUUUGGAAAUGUUGUCCAAGAUCAUGCUAGCCAAAUCUCUCUCUCUCUCUCUCUCUCUCUCUCUCUCGGGGGGGGGGGCGUGUCUAAUACCAGCCUGUUUGGGGUUUUUUGAGCUUUUAACAAGCCAUUAAAACAGCAGUCUAGCUGCUUGGGCAGAUGGGAUGCCCAGCUUGCAUCAUGUUGUUGGAUGUUCACUGGUAUGAUUUACACCAAUAAAUCAUCAAAGAACACACCUUAGCCUAGUUGAAGCUUGCAUGUCAGAUUUUGUCGGAGAUAGAAAGCAGUUGAUCAGAGGCACGCCCUGUUGAUGAGGGGUUAUUUCUGGAAAAGAAAAAUAUUUUUACAGGCACCGUUUCCCCAACUUAUUAGGGGCACAAAGAACCCUGUGCUUCUAAAAAUUAAAGCUACUGCAGAAGUCGUGGUGGUCUUUACUAAAGAAAUAAUUUAAAUGAACAUUUUCUAGAUAUUCCAUACUUUCCCACUUACCAGAUUUGAAUGUCACAGUUCAUGGGAAAGGAUUAAACUUUGAUCAAGAGAACAAAAGCUCUUAAUAAUUUCACCCCAUCCUAAAUGGUAAUCUUUCACCAACUAAUUUUUCAUUCUUCAAAAUCUUUAUAAAGCACCCUUUUAAGUUUGGUACUAGAAAAUGGUCUAAAAAUAACCCUGGUUGUUAACAGUAAAAUACUUAAUAGUAAAUCCAGACAUUCAUUCACACAGCGACCUAGCUGUGCUUGCUGGUGCCAGCUUGCCCGUGACAAAGUCUUUGAAUGGAGCACACUAAUUUGCAACUCCUGUCAUAAUUGCAGUUAUUCGCUGCAGCAAAGUGAAGUAAUUCACUUUUCAGCUGUGCUGAUCCUCUGCAGUAGUGGUUCUUGUAGCAGGAAAAUGUGCAUCGUAGCUGAGGUGAAAGCUCUGAUCUUUUUCUUCUAGCAGCCACAGGAGUAGCUUGGGACUGGCUGGGAUGAGACAAAAGCCUGGAGAGCUCAGUUGGUUAGAGUGUGGUCCUGAUAGCGCCAAGGUUGCAGGUUUGAGCCCUGUAUGGGAUAGCGGCAUUGCAGGGGGUUGGACUAGAUGAUCCUCAGGGUCCCUUCCAACUCCACAAUUCUAGGAUCCUGAGAUCUUGUUAAGGGUAGCCAAAUUCUGUGUGAUUGCUAUAAAACUUAAGGAACAAGCUGUGCUAUCAUAAUGAUUAAGGCCUUAAAUGAUAAUUUUAGGUUAUAUGUUAGUGUCUAAGUUUUAAUUUAUAUAUUUUUAAACUGUUGCUAUAUCUGUAUUGUCCCUGUUAUACCUAAUUGCAAAUUCAAAUGUAUCCCUGUCGUGUUUUAUGACUUCCUUGACAUUGUAUGUGGGCUGGAACUGGUCUGUGAUUGAAAUAAUAAAAUUCAUUCUAUGAUUCUAUGAAAAGCCAUCUUUGGACAAAGGAAAACACUUAAGCUCCAUCUCUGAGCAGACAGGCAUAUGUGCUCCUUAACAAUCAAUCCAAUUUUCUGUCUACACAGAAAAAUCAAGGUGUUUUUUUUCCAUAUCAAGUGGCCAAAAGCAAGGUGUGUUUUAUAUAUUCAAAAUGUGUGUGGAGAGUGCAAGUUCUCAUCCAUAAAGUGGGUGAGACAGUGGGGAGUACAGAAACAAGAGGUAAUGUAAAUUAGAAAAAUAAGUUUUAUUUAGGCAUGAGCAGAGAAUCUGUGGUCCUCCAUAGGUUGUUUUACUACAGCUGUCCUUCAUCCCCCAGAUAGCAUUGCUAGUGAUAACCUGGAGGGCCACAGGCUGACCACCCUUAAGGCUUGGGUCCAAAGUCUUGGAUGAAAAGAAGGCCACUUCUGCUGGACAACAGGGAAGUUACUAAUUUCAGAUUCACCAUUGCUCACUGCAUCCCCGUCUGUUGUGUCACUUUUAGUUCUGGAGUGUCACCUGACUCUUGAGGAAUAGCUUUUUGAGGAGCAGCAAUGGAAAGGGGUCCAGGAAAGCCCAGUUGUGUGAAUGGAACUCUAUCCAGAUCCAGAUCAGAAUAAUCUCAUGUGGGCAGUGAUCAGUGGAAAGGUCAACACUUCCUUUGAAGUAGAGGGAAGUGGUAGUUCUCAAAUACUGUGGUUUUGCUUUUGCUGGUAUGAGUAGGCUCUCUAAGACAAUGAUUGGUGUCAGUUGUGCACACUUUUGGUUUUUUAUUUCAUGUUUUUAAAAAUAGGCUUAUGCCAAACAUCAUAUGUUAAACUUUGCCAUUAAAAGCCUAAUUAAAAUUCUAUAAAUGAAUCUCUUUCCCCAAAGUGGUAUGGGGAGAGCUAAUUGGCUAUUGUGAAGAAAGGGUAUUUCCUUUCAGUUGGAUGAAUAAUCAAAGUAGAGUGGUAAACAGAAGAGACAUUUCUUUGCUAAACAAAUGUCUAUAUUUGUGUCUGGAUACCAUCAGACUUCUAAAAAAAGAUGCAUGUAAUUUAGAAACUGUGUUUUUAUGGGAGACUUGUCAGCAUGCUGUAGCAGUUGUGGUAUAAGCUGUCAUUCUGUAGAACAGUUUACAAUUGUAAAUGGGCCACAGGCAAGCUACUUUUGUUUCCUUAUGAGAAGAAGGAAUUGCUUCCUAUAGCACAGGUUGAGACGAUGAAGAAACUAGAUAUUAAUAGUGCAUGGUGCAAAAUAAUAUUUUGAUCAACAAUUCCUAUUUCAAUAAGAAUAUUACAUGACAAUUUUAGUAUAUAAUAGAUAGCUGGCACUGCAUGUGGGUCUCCAAAUAUCCAACAUGCAAAUAAAUUAUUAUCUACUGUGUCCCAGAUGAUGCUCGUCAACAGCUCUCAACAUUCCUGACCAUUGACCAUGCUGGCUGGGCUGGUGGGAGUUGGAGCCAAACAACACCUGGCUCUGGUUUACUCCAUAAAAUAUAAAGUGCCACACUCCUAAGAGGGACCUUUCCCUUGGCUUGGUGAAUUGCCUGGUGGCAACUUGAGCUUCUAAGUAACCAGCUCCUGAUUAGAUUUAAGUAGCUAGCAACUUGGAAUAACUACUUUUUCAACUGGAUGCAACUGACUUUUAUUGGGAGAUGUUCAUAAAACUUGUACAUUUUAUAAAAGUGCAAAUGCAUGAGCAAAGGUGAUCCAAAAAACAUGGCGACAUACAACUCAGAUGCAUGAUUGAAAUCUGUUAGGCACCUUUGGGGAAGACCCCUGAUUAGAGCUGAAGCCUUGAUCAAAGGGUCAAGAUGCAGCAUUAUUUGGUGCUUUCUUAAAUAGUAUGGGGACACGGGUGGCUCUGUGGUCUAAACCAGUGUUCCCCAACCUUGGGCCUCUAGCUGUUUUUGGACUACAACUCCCAUCAUCCCUCGCUAGCAAGACCAGUGGUCAAGGAUGAUGGGAAUUGUAGUCCAAAAACAGCUGGAGGCCCAAGGUUGGGGAACACUGGUCUAAACCACUGAGCCUCUUGGGCUUGUCAAUCAGAAGGUCAGCGGUUCGAAUCCCCACGACGGGGUGAGCUCCCAUUGCUUGGGCCCAGCUCCUGCCCACCUAGCAGUUCGAAAGCACGUCAAAGUGCAAGUAGAGAAAUAGGUACCGCUUCGGCGGGAAGAUAAACGGCGUUUCUAUGCGCUGCUCUGGUUUGCCAGAAGUGGCUUAGUCAUACUGGCCACAUGACCCAGAAGCUGUCUGUGGACAAACGCCAGCUCCCUCGGCCUAUAGAGCAAGAUGAGCUCCUUUGACAUAGUUGCUUACUGAGGAUACUUUACAAAACUGAAAAAGUACUGUCUCAACAAAUCCUCAGAUUUAAGAAUCCUCUUAACACAAUCUGUCAAGAAGUAUGGUUUAUGUUCCCUCUCCCUGCUUCUAAACAACUUCUACAAACCCCACCACGUGUUUUUCAUGCUUUCCUUAUGCCUUUAAUUUAAGAGAGUUGUGUUUGAAGUGAAUUGCCGAGCACUUCAGAGGGAGCAAAUUGUAAAUAUUUCUGGUGGGCCCCAAAGCACUUGGUCUCAGAAUAAUUGCAGCCACCUCUUCAAUUGCAGGAGCAUUCAAAGUAGCCCAAGUGGGACUGAAGUAAAGGAGCUGAUUGCAAAAGGGAUGGGUGAGCUUAUACUAGUCUUGGAAAACAGAGUAGUGCCAAAAAGUCUUUUUUUAAAAAAAAAGUCAUUACCUCCCCUUCAGUGAUGCUGAGAGGACUAAAACAAGAAUUACAGUUAAUGUCAUCUUCUUACCAAACAUUUAAGCAAACUAGACAAACCUCCAAACCAUCAUCAAACUAUUUUUGUUGUUGUAAGAGUACUGACUCCUUUUUAUAACCCAUUUUUAAUGACAGGGCAGAUGUCUUGAUAGACUAGCAUGCUGUCAUCUCUCAGAUGUAGUCAGUCUUGACAUUUUAAUUUUUUUAACUUAUGAAAACAGAGCUAUUGGGGGGAGGCAUACAGAUGACAGUUUGUAAACUAAGGGUCUGGUCCAGCUUCUGUUAAUGCCUCUUGGGCAUAUGUGAAGUUUGUCUCAAGGUUGAGUGAAGUGAAAUGGAGUUUGUGCCUUGGUAGCAGCUGGGUUGCACCCAAGAGUGACUUUUAGGCAAAUAAUGUUAUGACUUGUUUUGAAUCGGUUUAAUGACUUCAAAGUCUUUAUAUCCUCUUUAAAUAAUAAAAAGCUGCCCAUCUGUUGGUGUAGAUGAGCUCACACCGACAUAAAGGCUGUUUUAAACCGUCUCUUCUUGUACUAAGGGGCAGACCCUGGGGCACACAUAGAUGUGAAGAAACAUGAAGAUUCCUCCAGAUGCAACUGUUUGAAGGCUUGUGGGAAAUCUUCAGUCACAAAGACUAGAAUUGUAGCCUUUUUCUCCACAGUUUACCUUGACUCAGAUGUGUGUGUGUGUGCAUUUAUUUGGCUUUCUUGGCUGGUUUUCUUGUAGUUAGCCCUACAGAACAAAUAUUUACUAAUGAUUUCUUUUCUGCCUUGAAGUAUUCCACAGAUUGUCAGUUGUGAAAAGAAUUUGGCCACACAAGAGCUCUAUCCUUUUGGUGGCUUCCUGGUGUCUAAUGAAUUACCACCAGGAUGCUUUUUCCUGUUUAUAAUGGUAGGUAGGAGAGGGGAAAGAAAGGAAUUGAGUUUGUACCUCCACCCAGCAAACUAAUGGUCACACAGCUGAACAAAUCUCUCUUUUAGCCCAUGUCCCAAUUCUUCAGUGAAACCCAACUCUCCUAAAUGCCAUGUUUAUGGCAACUUCCUUCCCAUCAUGGUCUCUCUUCAUAGGGCUGGUAUAUGCCAUCUUCACAACCACAAUGUACUCUGAUAGCAACACACUUAGAUUAGCAUUAACAGGCAACACUAAUCUUUUAGCUUCAAAGGUGUAAAAUUUAAUGUCCUAACCAGCUGUUAUGACCUCUAAUUAGGCUUAAAUGCAUCCUUUUAGGAUCUGAAUUCUUGUUCCCAACAUUUGAUUUAGAAAUUAUUGCUGAUUUUUAUUGCUGAUUUGAAUGUUUUACAUAGCUUAAUGUUUUUAUUGAUAAUGUUAUUGUUUUAUUCUCUUUGUAAAUCACUUUGAGGAUUUAUUUUACAAUCAAGUGGUAUAUAAAUUUUAUGAAGUUUACUAUAUAUUUUGUAAAGUGGUUUCAAAAAAUUCAUGGGCAGCCCUGAACACUUCCAGCUAGUAUUAAAUAAAAUAAUAAAAAUUACGCCGUAGGAAUUAUCAGAAUGGAAAGAAAUACAUUUUCUCUAAGUUAAGCUGCUCCCAUAAUGUAGGUGUGAAAAGUGAGAUCUUUUGAUGAAGGGCGGUAUGCAAAUCUAAUAAAUAAAAUACGGUAAGUAAAAUAAAAAGUCAUCUUUUUUCUGGAGCUGAAAUGAAGCGGGAAAAGGGACGUAACCCUCUUUGAAUACUUUGCAGGUCUCUCCUUUAGUCUGCUUCUCUUCACACCUGCAAAACUGCAUUAUUUUUACCAGGUAAUGGUUACAUCUAGCUGUGCUGCUCUUGGUUUCUUAAAUGGAUAAGCAAGAUAUUUCAGCCUCUACACAUUUCAGUGUCUUUCUCAAAAAGCCCACCAAGCAGGUGCUUUCACCUCUUGGUCUGUUUCAUGCUCCAGUUCACAUGGUGGUGUAUUAGGGAAGAAUUGGGUCUCUGCAUGCCACAAGCCUUAUUAGGACCAAACCAGCAGGUGGUAGAAUGAGGUGUGAAUGUAUGUGUGCGAGAUUGCCAUUCAGCUUUUUAACCUGGUUAAAAUGAAAUUGAAUGAUAUAGUUCUGAACUUCCUCUUUUUCCCAGGAGGAAGAGAUGCCCGAUGUAGAAAUCGACAUUGAUGACCUUCUUGAUGCUGCUAAUGAAGAGGAGAGAGCACUCAAAUUACAAGUUAGUUUGAUUUUACCAACUUGGGACAGCAGUUAAGAUACAUGGGCAACCUAUGGUAAUUAGUUCUUCACUGUCUGAAUCGCAAACCUAGAAUAAUUUUCUGUGCAGAGUUAUUGGGGUAGGUGUGGAGGUUACUGCUGCAAUGUAGAAUAGUCUUUUACCUCAAUCCCAUUCUAGGUAUAACUUGGGAGAAAUGAAAGAUAAACCCUUAAUUGUGGAGUAAAGUAAUAUGAAUCCAGGCAUUGAUUGCAGUAGGCAGAACUUGUUUACCUAUUUCCCCUAGACCAUGAAAUACUGACAUAGAAAAGAUGUCUAUUCCCCAGCAAAUGUGGUGGUUACUCUGAAAGUGUCCAAUCCUUAGAUGCAAGAAGGAUGAAGGAAGACUGCCCUUAUUAAAACAACUGAUGCUCUUAUUUUGUUUCUAGGAAGCGCUUGUAGAUUGCUACAAACCCACAGAGGUAAACCAAUCUUAUACUGUUUUAAAUUUAAGAACAUGAUGAUAGUUUAGUGUGUACAAAUCAGCUUGUCUUACCCAAAUGAAUAAACUUGCACAGAUAGCCAUAAUCUAGAUCCAUGUUAAUGGAGUUAUUUGAAUACUUUGCCAUUAUACUUUUGACGAGAUAGUUGGAUCUCAAAUUGUGUUAAGCCACACUGCCCAAUGAUCUGCCUCUCUGAAGAAGAAGAAGAAGAAGAAGAAGAGGAGGAGGAGUUUGGAUUUGAUAUCCCGCCUUUCACUCCCUUUAAGGAGUCUCAAAGCAGCUAACAUUCUCCUUUCCCUUCCUCCCCCACAACAAACACUCUGUGAGGUGAGUGAGGCUGAGAGACUUCAAAGAAGUGUGACUGACCCAAGGUCACCCAGCAGCUGCAUGUGGAGGAGCGGAGACUCGAACCCGGUUCCCCAGAUUACAUGACUACCGCUCUUAACCACUACACCAUACUGGCUCUCUGGUACUCCUCUGCCAUGUUUCAAAUCCUUAUUAACUCAGGUAGCCUCCCAUGUGGCUGUGAGGAGCACUGGUGGUCUUCCUGCAACAAACACAUGCUGGGCAGACAUUGCACACAUAUUUAAAAUGUGUGUGUAUGCUCAUCACUGUAGUUGCAUGGGGAAGCUGAAUAGAUAUUCCAUAAAUGUGUGCAGUGUUGGUCUAUGUCGACAUGUGUUUAAGAUCUACACGUUAUUUGUUUGUUAAAAGCAACAGUAGUGGACUACUGAUGGUCUUCCUGCAACAAUCCUCUGUUGCAGUUUCUAAGUACAAAUAUUUGCAUCCAUAUCACCUGUCCUUUAAUCGAUCCCUUGUAAGAUUAAAGGGUAAGGGGAUAAAGGUAUAUAGCACAUAGAAUUUUCCUAGUUGUUCCUUGUUAAAGGCAACUGUAAAUUGAGCAUGAGCCUUUUGUUGAGUGUUAUGAAAUCUACCACCUGAAAAAUUAUGACAAACAGAAGAAUCAAUGUGGAAUGAAAAAUUAACUGUUGUGGAAGGGCCAUAGCUCAGUCAUGAAGCUUGUGUUGUGCAUCCUUCAGUUUCAGUCCCUGGCAUCUCCAGGUAAGGCUGGAAAAAUUUCCUGCCUGAAUUCCUGGUGAACUAAUCAGCGUAGUCAAUAUUGAGUUAGAUGGGUCAGUGGUCCAAAUUAUUAUCUAGCAGCUUCCUGUGUUUAGUAACUUGAAAGUGUGUUGUGCAGCUGCACAUAGCAUCACGGUGAUGUGUUUGGGUGUCUUCUGUGUAUUGUAAAAUAAGGGCAUUUGAGACACCAGCUUUUAUACUGUGCUAAACAAGCAUACUAUAUAUACUUGUCAGGUUGUUCACUGCUUCCAUGAUUCCUUUGUUGCUUUCUACAACAGAGGGAGAAAGAGUCUCUCUCUCUCUCUCUCUCUCUCUCUCUCUCUCUCUCUCCCUCUCCCUCUCCUGUAGUUAGUCAUCUGUAAGAAAUGAAUGACACAAUGUUUUGAUGUGGCUGUCUUAUCUUAAAAGUAAGCUUGUUUAGUGGAUGCCAGCAGCUAAAAAUACUUUUCUGGGCAUGUGGCAUCAACCUGGGAAAACACAUACUUUGCAAGCAGCAGGGAAAAUCUCUGACCUUCUGUGUGUAUGUGAGCAGAUUCAGUCAGACUGAAACAGCCAAUCUUUCAAACUAUUGGAGUGUUGCACUAAACUUUAUGAACAACUGUACCAGGCACUUGAGAACUCCUAAUGUGAACCCCAGUCACAGCUUGCCAGUGGAAAUUCUGGAGAUGUGCAGAAGCCACAUAUAUCUGUUGCCUAGAAAGAGGCACUCUGGCUUUACAAGCCUCUAGGAAAUGUUUGGGUAUUGUAAAUGACUAAUGCCUCUGUACUAUUAAUACACGCUCUGUCCUUUUCCCAGUAAGCAGGCUAGAAAUAGAACUCUCUUGAAACUUCACAGCAAAGCAGAGAGUGUUUAGUGAUGCAGGUGCUAUUCAUGCUUGAGCAGGAGAUGUAUAUAGUAGUUUUUUUAUUUAUUCAGAUGGAACUCCAAAUGGGGGACAUAAGUUGGCUCCUUUAGAAGUCAGUGCUCAUGUUUCAAAAUGCAUCUCCACAGCAGGAAUAUAUGGAGAUAGCUAGAAACUUAGCGAAUGUUCUCUGCUGGCAGGUGGGAGGGAAGCGUGUGUGUGUGUGAAUGGGAUCAAUUUCCCUCUGCCACCAUUGUGAUUGAGAGAAAGGGAGUGGGGAGGAGGCAUUAGGUCUGGGCAAAGUAUGCCCUUUGGUUGCACAUAGGGCCAAUGGGGUCACUAGGGGAGACGUUCCCCUCUUCUGCCGCUGAUAGUCUUUUUCUGGGUUCCCGCUUGUAUAAACUCUUACCGGCAACUGUGCUCAAUCUGGAUCACUGGGAUUUUGAAGGCAGCCUUUUGUUAAAACAUGCAUUCAGGAGUCCAUGGCCUAGUCUUGCUUUGAAUGUUGUGUUAGAAUGAAUGUGUGGGUAGGGGUUGCACUUUCUUGGUGAUUUUUCUAAUGACACGUUUCCCCCAAUUCUUUGUUUUUGUAGGAUUUUAUCAAAGAACUGCUAACUCGGAUAAGAGGGAUGAGAAAAUUGAGCCCUCCUCAGAAGAAGAGUAUAUAACUGGAAGCAGAGCCCUCUUGAGAGAUGUGGCUGCUAAACUGGGACUUUCAAUAGAUCAACUUCUAGUUCGGUCUUUAUGAGCAAUUUAUUAUUACUUUUUGGUUGAGUUCUGACAUUUUAAUGAAUUUGACGACUUCUGUUUUUAAGGCUUUUUUUAAAGUGUCUGUUGUUUUUUUAUCAUGAAUAUCAACAUUAUGGAUGCUGCUUUUACUACCUGAGGAUGGUCAAAGUAGUUGGGGAAACGCCAAAUUUAGAGAGACUUCCGCUGUCCCAGACAGUAAUCCUACCUGACGAAUUCUGUAUAGAACUACUAGGAGGUGCUCUUCCUUUGCGACCAGUUGGGUUGUUUCAUUAAGUUGUGCACCAGACUCAUGGAUGUUAAGGUUCUUGUGCUUAUGUACAUAAAUUAUCGAGUGAGUGUUACGUUUUGCUUCACAUGGUUGGAAGGGAAAUGUGGUCUAGUUAACAAUUUAAACGAAAGUUGUAGCAGAUGUGAUGUUGGGGGUGGGGGAGGGAGGCAAUUUGUUAAAAGUCAAUGCUGCCACUGUUUCUAAAUGCAUUUAAAGCAUUGGGGUGAAUAGACUCAUUCACAAAGCAACAUAUGAGCAAGCUAGGGGGUUUCAAGGGCUUAAUUUUGUAGACUUUGAACUUAUUUUAUUGACUUUUGAUGCUUAGCCAGAUCAUCUCCUCUUCACCUCAUGGUCUGUUAGGAUUGUGUUAACUUACUGCCUAAGGGUCUGAUGCAACAGCCAGGGAAGGGUUGAUGCCAUUUGAAGGUUUCCAGAUGAGGAAAUGCAAGUGAAACCAAACAAAACCAUGUAAUAUUGGCCCAGUGCAGUUUCUUCCUGCCCUCCCUUCUUGUGACAAGAAUAUUAGACUGAUUCUCCAACUUUGGCAUCAGACUUGGUAGGUUGUGUGGGUGGUACUGGUUCUUAGUUGUGAAAGCCGGAAUCCCUAACACUUCAGGAAAACAUUCUAAAUGUUUCACAAGCUACCAUCUGCUGGUAGAUGCUAGUCUGGCAUUUUAUAUCAAGGGUGCUCUGAACAUAAUAUUAUUUUUUAAAAGAAGAAAUACAUGUUUGUGGACUUUAUGUAUACUGGCAAGCUUUUUAAAAUGUAUUUAAUUUUGUAAUGUUUUAUCAAUGACUUUAUUUACCAGAUAUUUACUCAAAUAAAUGCAACAAAUUGGGG
Messenger RNA from Podarcis lilfordi (Lilford's wall lizard), 44636 nucleotides. The record is from the annotation of a GenBank genome assembly. Lineage: Eukaryota; Metazoa; Chordata; Lepidosauria; Squamata; Lacertidae.